GAGGAGCCCCCUCAGCCGCCGCCGCCGCCGCCGCGUCCUCUUCCUCCUCCUUCUCCUGCUUGUCGGGCUGGGCUGGGCUUGGGCCUCCUGGCAGGGGCCCGGCUGGUGCUGCGCCGCGUCGGGGCCCGGGGGGCGAGGCCGGCGGGAUGGAGGCCGUGCCCCGCAUGCCCAUGAUCUGGCUGGACCUCAAGGAGGCGGGAGAGUUCGGCUUCCAGCAGGCCGUCAAGAAGGUGGGAGGCGCGGGGGGGGAGGGGCAGGGGGCGCUAUUACAGUAGUAUUAUUAUUAUUAUCCCAGUGGGGGAGGGGCAGAGGGCUAAGGGGGAGGGGCAGGCAGCAUUAUUAUUCUUAUUCUUAUUCUUAUUCUUACUACUAUUAUUAGCCUAGUGGGGGGGGCAGAGGCCAUGGGGGGGCAGACAGCACUAUUAUUAUUAUUAUUAUUAUUAUUGCUUUUAGCCUAGUGGGGGAGGGGCGGGGCAGAGGCAUAAGCGGGAGGGGCAGGCAGAAUUAUUAUUAUUAUUAUUAUUAUUAUUAUUAUUAUCCUAGUGGGGGAGGGGCAGAGGCCUAAGGGGGAGGGGCAGGCAGCAUUAUUAUUAUUAUUAUUGUUAUUCUUAUUAUUAUUACUACUACUAUUAGCCUAGUGGGGGGGCAGACAGCACUAUUAUUAUUAUUAUUAUUAUUAUUAUUAUUACUAUUAGCCUAGUGGGGGCGGGGCGGGGCAGAGGGCUAAAGGAGAGGGACAGCCAGCAUUAUUGUUGUUGUUAUUAUUAGCCUAGUGGGGAAGGGGAGGGGCAGAGGCCUAUGGGGUAGGGGGUAGAGGCAAGCAUCAUCAUCAUCAUUAUUAUUAUCAUUAUUACUAUUAGCCUAGUGGGGAAGGGGAGGGGCAGAGGUGUAAGGGGGAGGGGCAGACAACAUUAUUAUUAUUAUUAUUAUUAUUAUUAUUAUUAUCCCAGUGGGGGAGGGGCAGAGGCCUAAGGGGGAGGGGGUGGCAUCAUCAUUAUUAUUAUUACUACUACUACUACUACUACUAUUAGCCUAGUGGGGAAGGGGAGGGGCAGAGGCCUAAGGGGGAGGGGCCGACAACAUUAUCAUCAUCAUCUUUAUUAUUAUUAGCCUAGUGGGGGCGUGGUGGGGAAGAGGCAAAGGCCUAGGGGGUAUGAGGUGGGGGCAGGCAUAAUAAUAAUAAAAAUAAUGCCUAGUAGUUGUCAAACUUUUCCCCCUGCUCUGGGGCCACACUUUCGAACCAACAAUUUUGCUUGCCGAUUUUUAUUUUUUUUAAUAGAUAAGGAACACAUUGGAAAACGGGGCAGGGGACUCUGGAGCGGUGCUUGAUUUAUAACGUAGAACACAACUACUUUAGAAUAUCAUCCCGGGGCAUCCAGGAAGCAUAAAGCAAUGCACAAGCGGCAUGAAUCUUUCCCAAAGUAUAAUUAUAUGUUAUAUUAUCAUUCUCGAAAUAUGGUUACAUAUUAUACUGUACUGCAGUACAAUGUUUUAACAGUUUCCUGGAUUGCCCUUGGAUCUUCCUUCCCUGCCACAGCCUUUGAGAAGCCUUCAAGCCGAAGGUCCCAGGGUGGUUAGCAACACAGCACCAAAAAGGGGGAGGUUCAGAACAACUCCCAGUUAUUUGGUGGGUCCUAAAAACAUACCCCUCAAGUGCUAAGGUAUGGUUCUGGGGAGGAGGCCGAGUAUUUUCUUGAUAUGGAGCCCUGAGCAUAAGAAAGUGGGGCCUAUUGUUAUUGUUUGUUUAUUGCUUGCAUGUGGGGACCUCUCUGCGUGCUGUUAUGGAGCAAGCGGUUGGUGAUGGUUUGGGGAGCAGUAAGUUGACGAGUGCAAUCUCAAAACCCGAGAUUCGCUGGACUAAGGGGUUUCUGACCUAAACGAAGGAACUGAGUGUGCUCCCUUGAAUGUGAUGGUUGAUCAUUCUUGAGAAAUCAGGGUCAAGGAAUUGGGAGCAGGCCUUGAUGUGCAUUUUGGUGGGAGGGGAAGGCUCGUCGGGAUAGGAAGGAAGGUUGCGAGGCGUGACGGGUGAUGACUGAGAGUGUGGGAGAAAAUGUGGGUGUAUUUUGGGCCUUUAGUCUUGACAAACAAUCUCCAGGCUCAUCUUCUGAACUCAUGACUCAGUCUCUUUAAUUGGGCUGCUCUUCUGCCCCCAAUGAAUGACUAAGCACACUUCACACCUGCCAUUCUCUUUGUCUCCAUAUCUUCCUAGAUCCAAAUUAUAUUCAGGUGCUCUGUCACAUACACUUUCCUUGCCACAUCCAAUUAAUAAUCUUGUGCCCCUGGUAGCCUCUUCAAGUUGGCAGGUAGCCCUUGGGCCAGCCUCCCCUGACCCUACUGCCUUCCAGAUUUUUGAGACUACCGUUAUGCCUGCUGGAGCUGAUGGAAGUUGUAGUCAUAGGGAACAGAAGUUCAUUAAAUGGAUGAACUCUCUUGUGCAGGCAUCCCCAAACUUGGCCCUCCAGAUGUUUCGGCACUACAACUCGCAUGAUCCCUAGCUAACAGGACCAGGGGUCAGGGAUGAUGGGAAAUGUAUUCCCAAAACAUCUGGAGGGCCGAGUUUGGGGAUGCCUGCUCUUGUGCCAUGGAAGCAGCACCUUGUACAUGGGUAAGAGAAUUUUAAAUAGAAACCCACAAUGGGUUCCUUAGGUUCUGACAGAGUGACUCUUAGCAAGUGUUCUCCAAAACGUCUCAAGUCUCUGGAUGUUGAUGUACUACUGACUUCAAGAUCAAAAAUGAGCAGUGUAAGGUGUAUUUGUAAUAACCGGAGGUUAUAGGGCGGUAUACAAAUUUAAUAAAAUAAUAAUAAUAGGCACUGCAACUUGACUCCUAAGUCAGUCACCAGCCGUUGAGCAAAUAGGAUUGUGGGCCAUCAAUAAAAUAAUAAAAUAAAAUGGAGGGUGACGUAGCCAGGCAAAAGUCAUACAAGUGGGAGACAGAGCGAGAGCACUUUCUGCUUGCCAUUAUUAAGGAUAUUGACAUUAAGGACCACUUUGAGGUUUUCUACAGUCAAGUGGCAUAUAAAUGCUAUGAAAUGAACAUCGCCCUUCUUUUUGGAAAAUGGGCUGCAGUCUGAUAGUAACCCCAAGAUUCUUUGGGAAAAUCUGAAGCAGUUAAGAGAUUUAUGUGGUUCCAUCCAAAGCCAUUCAAAUAACAGUCAGCUUCCUGUAAUGUGAAAAUGGCACCAAUAAUUGGGAAAUGUUGGGGAUCCUAUGGGACAAGGAAGUACAAGCAAAAUACCCAAUUAAUUCCUUCCUGUUCUUCUUACCUGCUCUCUAGUCAGAGUCAAUUCGGUAGGGUUUCCCACUUUUGCUUUUGGGCAUCUCCAACUGCAAUGCCUUCUGUAGCUGCUUGGUUUCGCAAGCGAGCGCGGCGAAACCCAUAAGUAUACAUUUCCGGGUUUGCCACGUUCGCAACCCAAAAGUUACAUUACCUUCACUGUACAGUGGUAGUUCGGGUUAAGUACUUAAUUCGUUCCGGAGGUCCAUUCUUAACCUGAAACUGUUCUUCACCUGAAGCACCACUUUAGCUAGUGGGGCCUCCCGCUGCCACCAUGCCAGCGCCGGGCGUUUCUGUUCUCAUCCUGAAGCAAAGUUCUUAACCCGAGGUACUAUUUCUGGGUUAGCGGAGUCUGUAACCUGAAUCGUCUGUAACCUGAAGCGUAUGUAACCCGGGGUACCACUGUAUUACAUCAGGAGUGUUCUUGGUAAUUUCUCAUGUGUUUAUACUUAUUUCCUACCCUUGGAAAGCUCCUAACGCAGCGUCCCCAGAAGUUGUACUGUAAUAAAAGCGAUAAUUGAAAAACAGCUUCAAGCAGUAAAAUUCCCCAGGCAUCUCUGAUGGGCAGUGUUGCCUGGAUCUGUCUGUGAUGUCGCGUCUGCUCAGAAGGAAAGGGGCUGAGUCACAGUCUGCUGAUGGCUGGUGCUGCCGUUCCUGUUUCUCUCUAUAGAAAAUGACUGUGUGUGCAUGCAUGCGCAUAGGAGGCAGAGAUCACACAGGGUGCAAAGUCUCUGAGCCAGGAAAAUGCUUUGUACAGUGGUACCUUGGGUUAAGAACUUAAUUCGUUCUGGAGGUCCGUUCUUAACCUGAAACUGUUCUUAACCUGAAGCACCACUUUAGCUAAAGGGGCCUCCCACUGCUGUCGCAUGAUUUCUGUUCUCAUCCUGAAGCAAAGUUCUUAACCUGAGGUACUAUUUCUGGGUUAGCGGAGUCUAUAACCUGAAGCGUAUGUAACCUGAAGCAUAUGUUACCCGAGGUACCACUGUACUUACAUAAAACAAAAUAAAAAAAUUCCUUCCGGUAGCACCUUAGAGACCAACUAAGUUUGUUAUUGGUAUGAGCUUUCAUGUGCAUGUACACUUCUUCAGAUACACUGAAACAGAAGUCACCAGACCCUUAUAUAUAGUGAGAUGGUGGAGAGGCGUAUUACUCAGAAGGGUGAUGGGAAAGCUCAUACCAAUAACAAACUUAAAGGUAAAGGGAACCCUGACCAUUAGCUCCAGUUGUGACCGACUCUGGGGUUGCGGCGCUCAUCUCGCUGUAUUGGCCGAGGGAUACGGCGUACAGCUUCCUGGUCAUGUGGCCAGCAUGACUAAGCCGCUUCUGGCAAACCAGAGCAGCGCACAGAAAUGCCGUUUACCUUCCCGCCGGAGCAGUACCUAUUUAUCUACUUGCACUUUGACGUGCUUUCGAACUGCAAGGUGGGCAGGAGCAGGGACCGAGCAACAGGAGCUCACCCCGUUGUGGGGAUUCGAACCGCCGACCUUCUGAUCGACAAGUCCUAGGCUCCGUGGUUUAACCCACAGCGCCACCCGCAUCCCUUAUUUAUAUUAUAUCCACAUGCAAAUCUCCCUUGGCUGUGGAUCACAGUGACUUUCUUCCGGCCUUGAUUUUCCCAGCUGCGAAAAGGGUGUAAGAGGGAUUUGUUUUACUGCGUGGCGGUCAGGAUAAAGUUCAUUGCAAAUCAAAAGUCCUGCAUAAGGCAGGCGGCUUCUCUGGACGCCUGAGUUGGCUCUUUGCUUUCCAACACGAUGAGGCCUCUUUUCUGGACUGCAGUACACCUGUUCCCGGAAGCAAAGAAUGUGGCUUUUCUGGCCUGACCUGUUGGGAUCUGGUGUUGACAGAACAGGGAACGGUCUCUGGGAAGCUUGUGAGGACGGUAAAUGGCUAUGAGGACAAGAGCUGUAGUUUGGAUUUUAUUCAUUUUACAUUUGUAGCUCACCUUUUCUGCAAGGAGCUCUAAGUGGCACACAUAUUUCUCCCCCCUAUCUCAGUUUAUCACCACAACAACCUUGUGAGGUAGGCUAGGCUGAGGAUGAGUGACUAGCCCAAGGGCACGCCCAGUGAGCGUCACAUGGGGAUUUGAUUGAUUGAUUGAUUUUAUUGGAAUUUAAUUUACAACAUAACACAACCCCCACCCCCAAUACACAUUAAACAUGAACAUAACAUACAGUGAACAUAACAUACAACAACACAAACAACCAAAUAAAAAGACUUCCUUUAUCCUAUAUCUGGCCUCCUUUUUAAUUCUUAUAAACUGUGUCCUUUACGAAUAGUUAUUAGGAUUUUUCUAAUUAUAACUUAAAUAUCCACAAAGUCCCCUGCAGACAUUAAUCGAAACAAGUCCAGGUAUGUAUUUUAGGGCACUUCACAUGGGGAUUUGAACCCCAGUCUCCCAGUCCCUAGCCCAGGGGUCAGCAAACUUUAUCAGCAGGGGGCCGGUCCACUGUCCCUCAGACCUUGUAGGGGGCCGGGCUAUAUUUUGGAAAAAAUAAUAAUAAUAAUGAAUGAAUUCCUGUGCCCCACAAAUAACCCAGAGAUGCAUUUUAAAUAAAAGGACACAUUCUGUUGUUGUUGUUUAGUCAUUUAGUCAUGUAUGUCCGACUCUUCGUGACCCCCUGGACCAGAGCACGCCAGGCACUCUUGUCUUCCACUGCCUCCCUCAGUUUGGUGAAACUCAUGCUGGUAGCUUCGAGAACACUGUCCAACCAUCUCGUCCUCUGUCGUCCCCUUCUCCUUGCGCCCUCCGUCUUUCCCAACAUCAGGGUCUUUUCCAGGGAGUCUUCUCUUCUCCUGAGGUGGCCAAAGUCUUGGAGCCUCAGCUUCAGGAUCUGUCCUUCCAGUGAGCACUCAGGGCUGAUUUCCUUCAGAAUGGAUUGGUUUGAUCUUCUUGCAGUCCAUGGGACUCUCAAGAGUCUCCUCCAGCACCAGAAUUCAAAAGCAUCCAUUCUUCGGCGGUCCAGCUCUCACUUCCUAGGUUUGCCUACCCAUGCCCUAGCCUGAUUCUUUAACCACCACACCACAGUGGCUUUCUGUGGAGGGAAGCUGGUUAUAAGUGGGGACCGAGGGCUCUCUUCUGUUGGAGUCCUGUGAGAAAAGAAAGCUGGAAAACUUGCUCACCCUUUUGGCUCAUAUCCACCAGGAGCCAUGCUGUGUUCUGUAUUGUGGGUCUCAUCCUGUGGAACUCUCUUCUAGUUGGGAGUCAGACAGGCCACCACUUUGUUUGACAAGUACCAUCACUGUCCAAGACGCCUUUUCAGCAAAGUGAUGGAUAGUGGCAGGUCAGCUGCAGACACUCUUGAACUAGGGUUGCCAUAUUUCAAAAAGUGAAAAUCAGGACAAAAAAGCUGUUGAGCUUUUUUUUUGGGGGGGGGGGGGGAGCAAAGUUGUUGAGCAAAAUCUCCAAAAAGAGAGAGGAAGUUUUGCCCUAUUUUUAAGGAAAUUUGCCAAAAUCUACACUUCUGAAAUGGGUUACCAUACGUCCGGGUUUUUCCUGGACAUUUCAGCGAUUUUCCACCCAGACGCUGUUUACGAUGGCCGAGUCGCUGCUAUGUCUGGCAAAUUCUAGACAUAUGGUAGCCCUGUCUUGAACGCAGCUGAUUAUCUUGAGGUGCUCCAGGCCUGGGUUCAGGAGAGUCACCUGGUGAUAAAGGAGAGGCAGGGCCUUCUUGGUGAUGGGACCUCUGGAAUACCCUCAUCACCCUUGGGUGCUUCAGUACCCUCUGCCUCAGGUGGCCGUAGGGAGCUUGAAACACCUCUCAAACGUACCCAGUUAUUUCCUGUACUCUGAUCUUCAAAUGCCAGAUUUUUGCUUUGUACACUGCUUGGUUGUGUUUCUAAUAUGCAGUUGUAUGGUGUUCCUUAAUCUUGCUUUCAUCUUGUUUUGCUUUAGAAAAUUUUACUGAACGUUGUUGGUAUUAAUUUUAUAUAAAGGGCUUAGAGAUCACAUUCACCCGGUGCUAUACCAGCUGCACUGGCUCCCGGUGGAGUACAGGAUCAGGUUUAAGGUGCUGGUUUUAACCUUCAAAGCCCUAUACGGCCUAGGACCCUCGUACCUAUGGGACCGCCUCUCCUGGUAUGUCCCACGGAGGACCUUACAACCUUCAAACAAAAACAUAUUGGAUGUCCCGGGCCACAAGGAGGUUAGACUGGCCUCAACCAGAGCCAGGGCUUUUUCGGCCAUGGCCCCGAUCUGGUGGAACGCUCUGUCCCAAGAGACCAGAGCCCUGCGGGACUUGCCAUCUUUCCGCAGGGCCUGCAAGACGGAGCUGUUCCACUAGGCCUUUGGCCAAGGCACAUUCUGACCCCCUCCUUUGGUAAUCCUCACAGAACUCUAGCCCAGUGGUUGCCAUUAAUUUAAUUUUGAAUUGAUUUUAGAAUGCUGUGUUCCUUUUAUUUUAUUGCUCGACUUCGGCUGGGGAGGGUGGGAUAUAAAUAAAAGUUUAUUAUUUCAUUAUUAUUACUAUAUUAUAUGUUCAAUGAAUAAAUGGGUGCAUCUCCUUCCCUUCCCCACAUGCUAGUUUGUCCUGAAGAACUAUGGUGAAAAUCCAGAGAACUACAAUGAAGAGUUGAAGAAGCUGGAGCAGCUGAGGCAGGUGAGGACAUACGUGGUUCUCCUCCAACCCUCCUCUUCCUCUCGGUGAUGGUGACACGGGUUUACUUGGUUCACAUGAUGCAGUGCUGCCCACCAGGACCUUCAGGAGUCCGUAAGAGGGGAAACUGAGGCAGAGAGAAGCGGAUUGGGGAGGCAGUCUUGCUUUAAAAUCUUCAUUUCUUUUAAAAUACUUACAUGCCACUUUUCUUCUGAGUUGUUAUUUAUUGAAUUUAUUAGCCACUUUUUUUUACCAAGGUAACACAGAACAACUCAAAAAACCCCAAAAAAACCCACCGCAGGGCAAAAAAAAACUCUGAAAGGCAGUCUUGUUUUUAAAAGGCUGGAUUAGAACAUCCCACCCUCUCAAGGAGGCCACAGAUAGUUAAAAGCUGAAGGCCUGGAGAAAAAGAAAUGUUUUUCCUUAGUGCCUAAAGAUAUGUAAUGAUGGUGCCAGGGGAAACUCCCUGGGGAAUGCUUUCCACAAGCAGGGAGCCACCACGGAAAAGGCCCCGUUCUCAUAUUGCUAUCCUCCGCAUGUCACAUGAAGAAGGACCUCAUGAGCUCCCAGUACAUUUCCAAGCACAGUUCAGAGUGUUGGUGCUGACCCUAAACGGCCUCGGCCCAGUAUACCUGAAGGAGCGUCUCCACCCCAAUCGUUCAGCCCGGACACUGAGGUCCAGCUCCGAGGGCCUUCUGGCGGUUCCCUCUCUGCAAGAAGUGAGGUUACAGGGAACCAGGCAGAGGGCCUUCUCGGUGGUGGCGCCCUCCCUGUGGAACACCCUCCCAUCAGAUGUCAAGGAAAUAAACAACUAUCUGACUUUCAGAAGACAUCUGAAGGCAGCCCUGUUUACGGAAGUUUUUAAAGUUUGAUGUUUGCUGAGUUUUUAUUACAUUGGAAGCCACCCAGAGCGGCUGGGGCAACCCAGUCAGAUGGGCACAGUACAAAUAAUAAAAUUAUUAUUAUUAUAAAAGUAAAGGUAAAGGACCCCUGACAGUUAAGUCCAGCCGCGAACGACUCUGGGGUUGCGAUGCUCAUCUCGCUUUAAUGGCCGAGGGAGCCGACGUUUGUCCAAAGACAGUUUUUCUGGGUCAUGUGGCCAGCAUGACUCAGCCGCUUCUGGUGAAACCAGAGCAGCGCAUGGAAACGCCAUUUGCCUUCCUGCCGGAGCAGUACCUAUUUAUCUACUUGUACUUUGAAGUGCGUUCGAACUGCUAGGUUGGCAGGAGCUGGGACUGAGCCAUUAGGUGGGGUUAAUAAUAUUAUAUUAUUAUUAUAUUUUAUAUACUUCUUAUAUAAUAAUACUACAUUAUUGUUGCUGUUAUUUAAUCCAAUCUCCUGCAAUGCAGGAGUCAAAGCUAUCUGGCCCCUGAAGCUGCCUUGAGGUGAGAUCAGUUUGAAGGCGUUUAGCAUAGGAAAUUUUUAGCCACUGGGGUGCUCAUACAAUAGGACUAUCCCAUCGGGGUUGUGCUUCCCAGGCAGAGCUUUGCACUGUGUGCACGUGGUUUUUAUUUUUGAAAUGUGAUUAUGCUUCCUGAAGGGAUAGUGGUCACUAUCGGCAGUUAUCUUGUGACCUCAGCACAGCCUGCUGUCCGAGCACAAUUCAGAGUGUUGGUGCUGACCUUUAAAGCCCUAAACUGCUUCAGUCCAAUGUACCUGAAGGAGCGUCUCCACCCCCAUCGUUCUGCCCGGAUGCUGAGGUCCAGCUCCGAGGGCCUUCUGGCGAUUCCCUCAUUGUGAGAAGCAAAGCUACAGGGAACCAGGCAGAGGGCCUUCUCGGUGGUGGCGCCCACCCUGUGGAACGCUUUCCCAUCAGAUGUCAAAGCGAAAAACAACUACCUGACAUUCAGAAGACAUCUUAAGGCAGCCCUGUUCAUGGAAGUUUUUAAUGUGUGAUAUUUUAGUGUAUUUUUGGUUUCUGUGGAAGCCGCCCAGAGUGGCUGGGGAAACCCAGCCAGAUGGGCGGGGUAUAAAUAAUAAAUUAUUAUUAUUUUUAUUAUUAACCUGACUCCUGUCCCUUUCCUCUCCCCUCCCAGAAUGCCGUCAACGUGCCCAGGGACUUCGAAGGCUGCAGCAUCCUGCGCAAGUACUUUGGGCAGCUGCACUACCUUCAGAGCCGCAUCCCGAUGGGAGCAGAGCAUGAAGCAGCCGUCCCCAUUACCUGGUGAGCCAGCUGCAGCGGGGAGGGGCGAUGGCUGAGCCUUGCCGCUCAGCAGAGCUGGCUUUGAGGUUAUGCCAAAACUGGAGCAAGUGGGGUUGGGGCUUCUCCCGCUCUGCGCAUGGACCACGGAGGGGACCCUCCACCGCAGUGUUUCUCAAACCUGGGUCUCCAGCUGCUGUUGGAUUACAACUCCCAUCUUCCCUGACCACUGGUCCUGCUGGCAAGGGAUGAUGGGAGUUGUAGUUCACAACAGCAGCCGGAGACCCAACACUGCACUGCAACUGGGGCGCUCCCAGCACAUUCUCUCCUCUGGGUAUUUCUUUCUAUUUUGGAAGGGGAGCUCAAAGGGGAGGGGGGAAGGGUGCAGAGUAAUGAAGCAAUAGCAGAAAUGGAAGACCUGGAAGGCUUGUUGGUUAUGCCCCACCUCCACGGAGGCAGUACAGUGGUACCUCAGGUUAAGUACUUAAUUCGUUCCGGAGGUCCGUACUUAACCUGAAACUGUUCUUAACCUGAAGCACCACUUCAGCUAAUGGGGCCUCCUGCUGCCUCCGUGCUGCCGGAGCACGAUUUCUGUUCUCAUCCUGAAGCAAAGUUCUUAACCUGAAGCACUAUUUCUGGGUUAGCGGCGUCUGUAACCUGAAGCAUAUGUAACCUGAAGCGUAUGUAACCUGAGGUACCACUGUAAUUCUUCUCGGUUCCGGUUUCUGGAAACCGCAGAAGCGGAAAGUUGCUCAUGUGUUCGAAUCCUGCUUGCGGGUUAGUCACAGGCAUCUGAUUGGCCACUGUGAGAAGAGGAUGCUGGACUCAUUGUUGAGGGGAAGUGCGUGGAACAGGUCUCGGUGUUUCGAUUUCUGGGAAUGGAGUUGAGAGAUGACCUUACCUGGGGAGAACACAGCAAAGACCUGAUGAAGAGAGCACAGCAGAGGUUAUGUUUUCUGAGAAUCCUCCAGAAAAACAAUCUCUCAAAGGACCGGUUGAUGGCAUUUUACCAUUGUACUGUGGAGAGCGUUUUAACUUAUGGUCUGUGUGUGUGGUUUGGGAGCUGCACGGUCAGGGGAAAACCAAUGCUGUCCAGGGUUGUAAAGACUGUGGAGAGAAUAAUUGGGUGUACUCUUCCCACCUUAGAUCAAAUCUAUGCUUCCAGGCAGUGCCAUAAGAAAGCUGCUGAGAUAGCACAGGAUAGUGCACACCCCGGAAAUGAUCUCUUUCAGCUUCUGCCUUCUGGAAGAAGGUACAGGGUUAUAAAGACUAGGACUAGCCGCCUGAGAAACAGUUUCUAUCCAAAUGCAAUUUUGGUUUUAAAAGCAGUGUAAGGUAGUCUCUGUGGGAGUAUAUUGUAUUUAAUUAUGGGGUAUCAGAGUUUUUAGGGGCUAAGCAGGCUGGGAUAGCAGGCUUGUUGGUUUUUGAAUGUCUGGAUGUAGAUUUUUUCAAUUUCGUUGUUCUGUAUGGGACAAUGACAAUAAAGAUUAUCGUAUCGUAGAGGGCCCAAUCGCCUGAUCCAGCAGGGUUCUUCUCAAGCUGUGACCUUCUUGUUUGGCGACAGACGGCUUGGGGGAAAUCAGCCUGUUGAGAUUCAUGAAAGAGUUUGCAGGAGAACUGGGAUUUCAGAAGGGGGAAGGAUGAGUGAAUGGCUAGAGAUGAGGAGGCUGUUGAAAAGAAUAAGCUAGCAAGGUUGCAGUCUUAAAGACAGGAGUGGGGAAACCAGCCUCUGUCCGGACUAGGAGCUUGAAGGAGAUUUGAGAAGUGAUAGGGAUCAACUGCAGAGAUUUGGGAAGUGGGAAUCGGUGGUGGGUGCGAGACGAAGCAGCAUGUUUUCUUAUUCCUCCUCCGGGGAGUUGGCAAGCACAGCAGCUCUGAGUUGUGUUCACGCUGGAGAUGUGGCCCUUUUAUGAGUCAUGCACCAUCAGCCCAAAGGGGACCCAUCUAGUUCGGCAUCCUGUCCUCACAGUGGCCAACUGGAUGCCUGUGCAAAACUCGCAUGCGGCACCCGAGCACAAGAUCCACUCUCCUCUCCUAUGGCUGCCAGCUCCAGCUCCAUACACCCCAAGCAGGAGGGUGUUUUGUUGGGCUGGGCCUCUGGGCGCCUGUUCAGUGCCCCAAGUGGGCGCUUUGCUGGAAAAAGGCCCGUGCAUUGGGACACGUUCCGCUCAGCCCCCGCAAUGGCCCCCUCUGUUUGCAGGACCGAGAUCUUCUCCGGCAAGACGGUGACACAUGAGGACAUCAAAUAUGAGCAGGCCUGCAUCCUGUAUAAUCUGGGUAAGGGCCGUUCGGCCAGCUGGACCUGCGACUGCAUCUCUGUUUCCAGGAGGCGAAAGGGGCUUCAGGGGAGGAAUUGUUGGGAUGUGUCGAAGGGAACGGGGGCAUUUCGCUGGCUCCAGCCCACUGGCCGGCAGCUGGACGAACUCUGGUCCUUUGGAACAGCAUCAAACAGCGACUCACAGCUUCUGAAGCCUUCAGAAACUUGAGCACGCCUUAACCAUGUUUUUGUACUGUUUUUGGGGGGCAGGGGGCGGGCGGGUGUGAGGGAUUCCCUGGUCCUGAAUGGGGCAACUGUGCCCCUGAAGGACCAGGUGCGCAGCCUGGGAGUCAUUCUGGACACACAGCUGUCCAUGGAGGCACAGGUUAAUUCUGUGUCCAGGGCAGCUGUUUAUCAGCUCCACCUGGUACGCAGGCUGAGACCCUAUCUGUCUGCGGACUGUCUCACCAGAGUGCUGCAUGAUCUAGUUAUCUCCUGCUUGGACUACUGCCAUGCGCUCUACGUGGGGCUACCUUUGAAGGUGACCCGGAAACUGCAAUUAAUCCAGAAUGCGGCAGCUAGACUGGUGAGUGGGAGUGGCCGCCGGGACCACAUAACACCGGUUCUGAGAGAUCUGCAUUGGCUCCCAGUACGUUUCCAAGCACAAUUCAAAGUGUUGGUGCUGACCUUGAAAGCCCUAAACGGCCUCGGUCCUGUAUACCUGAAGGAGCGUCUCCACCCCCAUCGUUCAGCCCGGACACUGAGAUCCAGCGCCGAGAGCCUUCUGGCGGUUCCCUCAUUGCGAGAAGUAAGAUUACAGGGAACCAGGCAGAGGGCCUUCCUGGUAGUGGCGCCUGCCCUGUGGAACACCCUCCCAGCAGAUGUCAAAGCAAUAAAAAACUAUUUUACUUUUAAAAGACAACUGAAGGCAGUCCUCUUUAGGGAAGUUUUUAAUGUCUGAUGCUGUACUGUUUUUAAUAUUCAGUUGGAAGCUGCCCAGAAUGGCUGGGGAAACCCAGCCAGAUGGGCGGGGUAUAAAUAAUAAAUAAUAACAAUAAUAAUUAUUAUUAACUAGCAGAGUGAAUAACACGCAACAGAAGUGGUGGACAGAGGCAUAUGUAAAGCAUAUUUACAAGCAGUUUAUUUGGCGUAGUUCAGGACAAAGAAAACAUGUCUGCUCUCUUUCAUGUCCAAGAGCAGGAAGCAUAAGCAAAAGCUAUACACAAAAGGAAGUUCCCAGCAAGCUGUGCUGGAGAGUAAACAGUCAUGUGACAUACAACAAUCAUGUCUGUUCCUUUUAAGGUGGAACGGAACAUCAGUAUCCUAACAGGAAUGACUAAAGGAUCAUUCCAGCAAAAAGUGUAUUCACAGCAGCAGCCAAGGAUGUUUUGCUGGCAAAUAAUCGGCAAGUCUUUCUUGGCUGAUGUGGCGACAGCCGUGUCUGCCUUUGCAUCCACGAGUCUAGGCUGCUUCUGCGUUCUCUGCCUCAGCCUUCCCCCAAGAAGGUGCCUUCCAGAUGUUUUGGACUGUGACACCCAUGAGCCCCAGGCAGCACAGCUGUUACGGGGGUAAAGACGGCUGCUUUAAUGAAAUUACUCUCAAAGAGAGGUUGGAGGCAGGAGCUAGUAGCGAGCCUCUUUUCGUCACUGCCUCUGGCUUCCCUUGUCAUUCCCCAAGUCCUCUGGCACGUGGAGAGGGCUUGGGAGAAAGGCAAAGUUUGCUCCGACUUGCUCUCCUAACGACAGCCAAAGUGGGAGGGUGUUGGGGUGCCCCCUUGCCAGAGGGCUGGAAGUGGAUUUGUGGGUGCUUGGCUGCACCUUUCUCUUAGGAGCGCUGGACCUCUGGAGCACAUCGACUCCCCAUGCUGCAACAUCUGUGCUAGGUUUUGUGAGACUAGCACAGGAAUUGUGGUUCAGCGCUGUCUCCAUUUGUCUGCAGAGACUGGUUCAAAAUGUGUGAGUGGCAUAGGGUGGAAGCUGAGAAUCUUAAGAGCAUCUCCAGUGGUUGGAGGGGAACGCUCUGUGUUUAAUUUACACUAUUUAUGCAGGCCAGAGAACAGCUCCUCCGGCUGCAGAACGUGGGUUACCAUAGCGCAGAAUUGGUGUGUGCUUCUGCUUUUCUCAGAAGACCACUUGCCAGUGGUCAGCAAAUAUUUUAUCCAGGCGACCACCUGUCCCAGCCCCAAAUGAAAGAUGGGCUCAUUUCUGACCUUGUGCUAAGCUUUGGAAGCACUGAAAUUGUCGCCUUAUUGGAGUUCACCGAUUGGGUCGGCGUUGCUCCCGGACAGGAGGAAGGGAGUCAAAUGACACCAAGGGUUGGUUCAGAGAAAGAGUUCUUUAUUUCUGCUCUCCGGAACAGCAGAAAGGCACCUGCGUGGUCAGUCCACAGCAAGUCCAAAGAAAUGAGAAAUUUCAUGCAGUAUAUAUAUCCUCCAGGCACCCUCUCACCCUUCCCCAGGAAUCCAGCCACAUCAGCUUGUCCACGCAGGUUGACAUCACAGAUGUUCCUGCUCCGGCACUCUUAACCAUAAAAGGGAUUUCCUUCCUGUACUCCUGACCAUAAAAGGGUUUUCCUUCCUACACUCUUAUCUUGGAGCAAGAGGUCACCAACUCCAAGAACACACUCUGGCGCUGUUCCCAGACUAGGUCUGUGCGUCAGUGUGGUCAGGACGUAAGAUAAGACCUAGACGUGUCAUCCCUGUUCUACUGGAGCAGCCAAGGUCAUCCUUGCCGUCAUGAACUGAUAAAGGAGAGGGCUCUGAGCACUUGUUUAUACAACCGGGUUUUUGUUUAUACAUUGACUCAGAGCUCAAGUUAAUGGAUUUUAGCUAAGGAAAAAUAGGGAUUUUGGUGCCUGUUUUAAACUGCCUGCACAGUCAGUUUUGGGUUUGGGAAACCCAUUCCUUCAAAAUCAGGGUGAUGACCACAAUCUUUGGCUGACUGCUAAGGCAAGUUAAAAUAUAAGGAUGGGUUUUUAGGGGGUGGAUGUUGCUCUGCUCUAAGAAGCCACAUUGUGUUGUCUAAUGCAGUGAUUUCCUUGUCCCAGCUCGAUCGUUUCUGAUUUGCUUUGGAUUUCUGUGCAAUUCUGACAUUCCUCACCUGGUUGAAGAGUAGCGCAGACUAAAAAAACAUGACCUUCAGAACCCACAGAUGCACCAGUGCUUUCCUACUGCCUGAGCCUCCUGCUCUGAUGGUCCACGUUGCAUUGCUUCAUGGAAGCUUGGCUGCUUUGCGCCGGCCCGUCUGCAACCAAGGAGACUUCAAAGCAGCCUUUUGCCAUCCUGGUGCAUUCCAGACGUUUUCGACCACAGCUCCCCUCAGCCCCAGCCAUCCUUGGAAGUCGUGGGCCAUAAGAUCUGGAGGGCGCUGUUAGGUUAUACCGUAUUUUUCGCUCUAUAGGACACACUUUUCCCCCUCCAAAAAUGAAGGGGAAAUGUGUGUGCGUCCUAUGGGGCGAAUGCAGGCUUUCGCUGAAGCCUGGAGAGCGAGAGGGGUCGGUGCGCACCGACCCCUCUCACUCUCCAGGCUUCAGGAAGCUAUCCGCAAGCCUUCGGUACCUGCCGGGAGUUCCCGCCGGGCUCUCCAGGCUUGCGGAUAGCAGCAAGCUCCAGGAGCGCACAACCUCACCGCCGCUCCCAGACCCGUUCUGGGGUCGGGGGAAGCUCGGGCUUCCCCCACCCCAGCCCCGCGGCUAAAAAGGAAGCCAAGACAGCGAGCAGGAUCCAUCCCGCUCGCUGUCUUGGCUUCUUUGCCUUUUGGGGCUGGGGGGGUGGUGAAAUAAUUUUUUUUCUUUAUUUCCCCUCCCCCCCCAAAAAAACUAGGCGCGCCCUAUGGUCCAGUGCGCCCUAUGGAGCGAAAAAUACGGUAGUUCCGUUCCACCCUAAAAGGGAACAGGCUGUUGUGUGUCACAUGCCUGUUUACUUCCAGCACUCGCUGGGAACUUCCGUUUGUAUAUAGCUUUUGUGUUAACUGCUGUUUUGCUGGAGAUGAAGGGAAGCAGACAUGUUUUCCUUUGUUCUGGAACUAUGCUCAAUAACAUGCUGUACAUUAUGCUUGCACAUCUCUCUGUCCGCCUCUGUGAGGUGAUUUACACACACUGCUGACAGAGCAUGCACGAGUCUCAAAACAUAUCUGAGGCUCGUGUCGCUGUUUGAUGCUGUUCCAAGAGAGACCGGCUGCCAGCCGGUGGCUGGAGCCAGCUGGGGGCCUGCCUGAUGGCCCCUGUCUUCCCGGCAGCAUCCCAACAGCCACGAGGUUGGCAAACGCUGCUUCAAUAAGUAUCUUCGCGUGUUUCUGUGUUUUGUCUUAUUGCCUGCACUGAACCUUCCAGGACUGGGCAGGUUAGAAAUGUAAAGGGCGAUACUUUGAGACUCUCAUCUAACGGGGUGGGGAGAGGCACCAAAAUAUUUAGAAGCACCCUUCUGGACACCCGUGUGCUUUUCUGGCCUUGCCACGUGCUUGCUGGGAGAGGUCUGAGCUGGGUUUUAGGGAGCUUUUUGUGUAGCUCUGGGAGACAAUAGAGGCCCUGUUCUUCCUGGCUGCGGCAGAUCGUGGGCAUGUCAGCUUGCUCAUCCCUUGCAGUGGGAAUUGCCUGGUGGGAGGAGGGUACAAGAAGCAGCUGCCUCUUACCGUGUCUGUCUGGAGGGGAAGAUUGGCCAAGGAGUCUGUUCUGAAAAGGUGUGUCUCUAUUCCCAGCUCCUUGGCCCAAUCUGCAAGGGCUUGAGAGCAGCCUCGUUCCAAGAUUUACCGUAUUUUUCGCUCUGUAGGACGCACCGGACCACAAGACGCACCUAGUUUUUAGAGGGGGAAAUCAAGAAAGCUUCUCGGGGCUGCAGGGGAAGCACGGGUCCCCCCCCCCAGCCCCAAAGAGCAAAGAAGCCAAGACAGUGAGCGGGAUCCAUCCCGCUGGCUGUCUUGGCUUCUGCCAUAGCCGUGCAACCUCUCCAGCCAGGAGCUAAACCUCUCCAGCGCGGCUAAAGAAGCGUGGCUAAAGAAGCCAAGGCAGCGAGCGCAAUCCAUCCUGCUCGCUGCCUUGGCUUCUGCCAUAGCCGCGCAACCUCUCCAGCUGGGAGCUAAACCUCUCCAGCGCGGCUGAAGAAGCCAAGGCAGCGAGCGCAAUCCAUCCUGCUCGCUGCCUUGGCUUCUGCCAUAGCCGCGCAACCUCUCCAGCUGGGAGAGGCUGUGCAAGGCUAAAGAAGCCAAAACAACGAGCGGGAUGGAUCGCACUCGCUGCCUUGGCUUCUUUAGCCUUGCGCAGCCUCUCUCAGCUGGAGAGGCUGCGCGCGGCUAUGGCAAUUCCCCCACCUCCCACAAAAGCCCACAGGAGCCGCGCACCCUUUAAGGAGCACGCGGCUCCUGUGGGCUUUUCUAUGAGGAGGGAGAAGGGACGGACUGGCCACGUCAGUCCCUUCUCCCUCCUGGGCAAAAGCCCGCAAGAGCCACGCGAAGCUUGUGUGCGGCUCUGGGGGGCUUUUCCUGCCUGCCUCCCGCCUGCAUUCGCUCCAUAGGACGCACAGACUUUUCCCCUUAGUUUUUAAGAGGGAAGAAGUGCGUCCUAUGGAGCGAAAAAUACGGUACGUCUCUCAACCAUCAGAGCAACUGGGUACUUGGUCAAUUUUCAUUGGGGGACAGGUCCCCUGACAUUUCUGGAAAGAUGGCCUCUUUCGCCUUUAGGAUCACAGUUUUGAGGAGGAACAUUGAGUUAAAUUCUUCAGGGAAACAAAUUUUUAUUGGGCAGAAUGCCUAGUUUCAAUAACCACGUUAACUGGGCAAAGUGUUUUUAUUCUGUUGGAUGUAUCUUGCUCUGUUACGGCUUUUCGGCUGUGCAAAUGAAUAAUAAAAUACUCUCCGUAGUAGUAGGCAGGGGGAGACGGCCUGGGGAGCCGCUGCCUAUUGGACAAUGCCGCCACUCACCCUUUCCCUCUCUCCUCCCCCAGGCGCAUUGCAUUCCAUGCUCGGAGCAAUGGACAAAAGAGUAUCUGAGGAGGUAAGUCUUUGUGCUUUCAGUUCCCCCCCUCGCCAGGUUAAUAGCAUCAAAGGCACCUCCAAUUAGUAUUUUGGGGCUUAUAAAAAAUCCAGUUUUUUAAAGAGCUUAGUUAAAAUUCUCACCAUCGUCAGCAGGGUUGCUUCCUAUGAGCCCAAUGCAUGUAGCAGUGCAUUUGCUUAUUUAGGUACGGUAAUUUAUUGUUUCGCCUUUUUUGUUUCGCCUGUUUUGUAAACCGCUUUGAUUUUCUAAAAGCAAAUGGUAUAUAUAGAUAUAUAAUUUUUUUUUGAGAGAGAGAAAUUCAGUUUGUGUGCAUUUGGGUUGAUCUUCCUUGGGGGUCUUCUAGCUGGGAUUGUUGAAAAUGCAACUCUCUCCGCACCCCCCCCAAAAAACCCCCAUUCUGUCUUGCAGGGCAUGAAGGUCUCUUGCACCCAUUUCCAGUGUGCGGCGGGGGCUUUUGCUUACCUCCGGGACCACUUCCCUCAUUCCUACAGCGUAGACAUGAGCCAUCAGAUCCUUAACCUCAAUAUCAACCUCAUGCUGGUAAGAGCUGGGGGUGGGGUGAGGGGAAGUCCCUCUGGCCUGGUCUGCCCCUUGGCAAAGGUGCUGAGAAUGGAAGGGGAGUCAAAGGGCCAACUAGUCCACUUGCAGUGGCCAACCAGAAGCCCUAAUAGGAAACCAGCAAGCAGGAUUCGAACACAAGACCCUCUUUCUCCCCUCCUGUGGCUUCCACUAACUGGUACCCAGAAGCACUUACUGCCUCCAACUGUGGAGGCUAGAGCCAAGCCAUCGUGGCUAGUGGCCAUUGACAGCUGUCUCCUCCAUGUAUUUCCAAAGCAGAGGACAGAGCAGGGCGACUCACUGUUGUAACUGGGCUGGGCGAUUUUAAAAUGUGCUUCCUAGAGGUGAUCUCUGCUCAUGCGACAGUAGCUGCAGUGGACUGCUCUCUUGAGGUCACCUGCAGCCUUGCGUCCAAGACUAUAGAACACCGUAACUGAGAGCAUCUUGUAUGCCCCGCAGAGGACCUUAAGGUCCAUGAAUAACCAUAGUUUAGAGGUCCCGGGCCCUAAGGAAGUCAGAUUAUCCUCUACCAGGGCCUUCUCAGUGAUGGCUCCGACCCGGUGGAAUGCUCUGUCCCACGAGACCAGGGCCUUGCUGGAUUUAACUUCCUUCUGCAGGGCCUCUAAGACAGAGCUAUUCCGCCUGUCUUUGAAUUUGAACUUAGCCUGAUCUUUUAUUCCCCUUCCUUCCCUCCCCCUCCCCUUUUUAUGAAGAUUACCCCUCUGGGAUCCCACAGCUAAUUCUCCCCUGGUCUCCUCGCAGGCCCAAAUAGGACUAAUUUAGCCAGCUAGCCCUGACGAUCAUCUGAUGUUUAUUGGCUGGAUUUCCCCCCAAAUUGAUUUUUGAAUUCUGAAUUUAUUGUUAUUCACGUCUUAUACUGUAGUUUAUGCUGUUUUUUGUUGCAUCAAUUAAGUGUUUUAAAUUUGUUGUUAGCCACCCUGAGCCCGGUUUUCUGAACCGGGAAGGGCGGGGUAUAAAUAAAAAAUUAUUAUUAUUAUUAUUGUUUAUUUCUUCGUCUCCUGCAUGUCUAAAGGGCCAGGCCCAGGAGUGCCUUCUGGAGAAAUCGAUGCUGGACAACCGGAAGAGCUUCCUUGUGGCCAGGAUCAGUGCCCAGGUGAGCAGUUUGGGGAGCCUUGAACUUGGGUGGCUAAUGCCUGAAAAGUGGCCUCCCCCUGAGCCUGGGGAAGGUUAGAGGCCUUCCUCUAAAGCAGCCAGGUGCAUUUUUUGUUGUGUAGUUAGGUUUGCUUGACAGGGCUGUCCCACAUUCCCUCCCCGAUGGAGCUGUAGGGUUAGAAGAGAUCCCCAAAGGCCAUCUAGCCCAACCCCUUGCAAUGCAGGAAUCCCAGCUCAAGAAUCCCUGACAGAUGGCCGUCCAAAUUCUGCGUUAAAACCUCCAGUGAAAGAGAGUCCACUUGCCUUUAGAAAGUUCUUCAGUAGGGUUCUCCUUUCUCGUGGUACGCAUCUGUUGGUUCGGCUCCUGCAGUGGGGAAAAUUUGUCAGCAUCUAAAGCAGCAGUCAUUCAGAACCUUUCCUGCCCUCCCAAAUUCCCUUCCCAAGGUGGUGGAUUACUACAAAGAAGCGUGUCGAGCUUUGGAGAACUCUGAAACAGCCUCUCUGCUGGGGAAGAUUCAGAAGGACUGGAAGAAGCUGGUGCAGAUGAAGAUCUACUAUUUCGCUGCCGUGGCCCAUGUGAGUAUCCUGGGCGGACCCUGCUCUGGUGAGCUGGGCUUCACCCAACAUGACCUCCCCACACUUCAUCCUUUGGUUAGGUAAAGGUAAAGGGACCCCUGACCAUUAGGUCCAGUUGUGGCCGACUCUGGGGUUAAGGUGCUCAUCUCACUUUACUGGCCGAGGGAGCCGGCGUACAGCUUCGGGGUCAUGUGGCCAGCCUGACUAAGCCGCUUCUGGCAAACAGAGCAGCGCACGGAAACGCCGUUUACCUUCCCGCCGGAGUGGUACCUAUUUAUCUACUUGCACUGGUGUGAUUUCGAGCUGCUGGGUUGGCAGGAGCAGGGACUGAGCAACGGGAGCUCACCCCGUCGCGGGCAUUUGAACCGCCGACCUUCUGACCGGCAAGUCCUAGGCUCUGUGGUUUAACCCACAGCUCCACCCGCAUCCCUUGGUUAGAUAAGAUAAGAUAAAACUUUAUUCGCAUUAGCCAAUGGCCAUAGCAACAGUAAAACAUUACAGUAUAUGCAGAAAAGGAAGUUUGAUAUAAGAGCACAAUUCAAAGUCCUGAAUCAGCCAUCGGUUAGUGGCCCUUAUUCUGAUUGCCCCUGCUAUGAACCUAGCGACAGUAAUUAAUUAAUACGUUUGUGCAGAUAUGGGGCCAGAGAUUCAAAAUGGAGAGGUGGAAAAUAAACAUACCCUAUCUGCCUGUGGACUGCUUCGCCAGAGUGGUGCAUGCUCUGGUUAUCUCUCGCUUGGACUACUGCAAUGCGCUCGUAUGUGGGGCUACCUUUGAAGGUGACCCGGAAACUACAACUAAUCCAGAAUGCGGCAGCUAAACUGGUGACUGGGAGCAGCUGCUGAGACCUCAUAACUCCGGCCUUGAAAGAACUACAUUGGCUCCCAGUACGUUUCCGGGCACAAUUCAAAGUGUUGAUGCUGACUUUGAAAGCCCUAAACGGCCUUGGCCCAGUAUACCUGAAGGAGUGUCUCCACCCCCAUUGUUCUGCCCGGACACUGAGGUCCAGUGCUGAGGGCAUUCUGGCGGUUCCCUCACUGCCAGAAGCCAAGUUACAAGGAACCAGGCAGAGGGCCUUCUCGGUAGUGGCGCCCGCCCUGUGAAACACCCUCCCACCAGAUGUCAAAGAGAAAAACAACUACCAGACUUUUAGAAGACAUGUGAAGGCAGCCCUGUUUAGGGAAGCUUUUAAUGUUUAACAGAUUAUUGUUUUUUAAUAUUUUGUUGGAAGCCGCCCAGAGUGGCUGGAAAAGCCCAGCCAGAUGCGCGGGGUACAAAUUAUUUAUUUAUUAUUAUUAUUAUCCUUUGGUUUGUGUUGGAACCUGAAGGUUCUUAUUGGCUCUGUCGUCUCAACCCUCACCGGGAUGGGAGCACUGGAAUGAGGCUUUAUGGGAAGAACUCACCUGUCUGUUCCUCCCAGCCCCUUCCGUCUGUGGGGUUAUGUGUGUGGGUUGAGCUUUUGAUUUCAGCUUCCUGCGCGAGGGAUGAGGGUUUGUGGGACGGAUGGAGGCGAUGCCAGAUUGUGAGGUGGUGCCUGGGACCAACCCAGGGGUGCUGUGUCUGGCUGGCUGCUACAAGAACUGUGAUUCUUCUCUGUCUUUCAGUUGCACAUGGGUAAGCAGGCGGAGGAGCAGCAGAAGUACGGCGAGAGGGUAAGACUGUUUGCUUCCAAAGUUCUGGGGUGGGUGGAGAACUCACAGACUGCUUGCUGCGGUCAAUCUCCUGGACGAUGAGAGGCGAAAAGAUAGCCAGAUUCAAAUACCUGAAGGGCUGUCACGUGGGCGAUGGAGCAAGCUUGUUGCCCUCUGCCCCAGAGAGUGGGACCGGAACCAGCAGUUUCAAAUGACGAGGAAGGAGAUUCCGACUCAAUAUUGGGAAGAAUUGACAGCAGGAGCCGUUUGACAGUGGAACAGGCUCCCUCGGAAAGUGGUGGGCUCUCCUUCUUUGGAGGUCUUUAAACAGAGGUUCUCUGGCCAUCUGUCAGUGAUUUUAAGCUGUGUCCCUGCAUUGCAAGGGGUUGGACUAGAUGUCCUUUGGGGUGCCUUCCGAUUCUACAAUUCUGUGAUUCUGCAAUAGGUGAGGGGUAGAGAGGCUUGGGCAGGUUUUACGCUGUCCGUGGUGUUGGAACCUUGUAAUACAGGCAUAUAUAUAGAUAUGGAUAUAGAUAUACACACACACACACAGUGGUACCUCGGGUUACAUACGUUUCAGGUUACAGACGCUUCAGGUUACAGACUCCACUAACCCAGAAAUAUUACCCUGGGUUAAGAACUUUGCUUCAGGAUGAGAACAGAAAUCAUCCUCCGGCGUCAUGGCGGCAGCAGGAGGCCCCAUUAACUAAAGUGGUGCUUGAGGUUAAGAACAGUUUCAGGUUAAGAACGGACUCCGGAACGAAUUAAGUACUUAACCUGAGGUACCACUGUGUGUGUGUGUGUGUGUGUUUUAACAUACCAUUUUCAACAGUAAUUAAACAUACUUUUACAUCUUAGUCAAUUUUUUUGACUUCCACCAGUCCUGUCUGGAAAUUUCCCAAUUGAAUCUCUUAGUAUGCAUUUCUUAUUUUCCCUAUUACAUUUCAAACUCGUAACCAAUAUUUCUACCGUUUUCUACUUUAUAACACUUCGUAUGUUUCUCCUUACAAAACUUGUUGUAGUCCUACUAGUGUAAUUUGUCGAUUGCAGCUGCUCUUCAAAUAAUUCAUAUACUUCUUCCAAUCUUCUGUAAAUCUCUGGUCCCGCAGGUUUCGAAUCCUUCCUGUCAUUUUGUCCAAUUCUGCAUAGUCCAUUAAUUUCGUCUGCCACUCUUCUUUCGUCAGAAUUGUCAGAAUUUCUUCUCACUUCUGUUUCUGGGCUAACAGUACUCUUGCCCCAAACAGCGAAACCUUCAGCAUUGCCCUUGUACUGUUGAUGUUACAAUAACUGAAGGACAGCUGUUUUGGGGAGAUGGGUUUAGAUGGGCUCCAGGAGCCAAGGGGAGGAGGCAGAGGGCACAGCGAGGAAGCCAAACCUUCUCUCCCGGGCACAGACCUCCCUUUGAAGCCCUUGCCAGGAUGAGUCCAGAAGGAGCUUCUUCUGUUCCCUCGCCACGUCUGUGACUACCUAAGGCCCUAGUCCUCACACAUGGCAGGUGUGGCGGAAGCCCUGCGAAUGGACUUCAGGCUGCAAGUGGGGCUUCUUGUGAUGAGAUGACCCUCUGUUAUGGCACUCCCCGCGUGCAAGUUCUCUACCUGCAGGGAAUUUGUGUGUGUUAUAAGAAAGACUGCUUUAUGGGGUAUUCCAGAGCCUAUAUCAAGUCCUUAAGUGGGUUCCCUAUUGGUAGGAGAAAGUAACAGGGGCCAACCAGAGUAUAUUGAGAAGCAAAGUGGCUAGUAAGCCUGAUCUUUAUUCAAGGAACUGUUGCAACAGGGUCCCCACUUACCACACGCAGGAGGGAGGAGAACCUUGAACAGUGGUGCACAAGCCCCUAUAUAGACCUUUGAAAUUCCCCAUCCUGUAGCCCAAGACCAGCCCCCUGAAACAUCAUACAUACAUCACAGAAGGGAGGCGGUCUCCAGCAGAAAUCCUGUCUUCCAGGAUACUGAUAAUGGUCACUGGCUGCGUUACCCGGGCAGUCUAGCCUAUUCAUAUACAAAUACGUCCUUAAGACAGGAUUUGCAAGCAAAAAGGCAGAGGGAAGGGUUUCCCCAUUUGCCCCCCCUUACUGCAGUGGACUAUUUGAGGUCAUUGGGAGAGUCAAAAUGGCUUCGGGAUUGCUCUCCCAUACUAUUUCACACAUGCUGUUCAUAUAUUUAGAUAUGCGUGCAUUUAUGAAUAUUUAUUCUAAGUCUGAGACCUUAAAAUUCUUAUAACGUGUGUGAGAGAAAGGCUCAGUUUUCUUACUUUUAAUAGAAAGCAUAGCCCGUUUGACAGUGGACUUUGGUUGUCUGAAUCUCUGCCCCCUUUGCAGGUCAUCUACUUCCAGAGCGCUCUGGACAAGCUCAAUGAAGCCAUCAAACUGGCCAAGGUACACCUUUCUUCCUACCCCCUUCCCGAAAGUGGCUUGAAAAGUUAUUUAGUUAAACUCUGGAGGCAAUGAUGGCCCCCAGCUUGGAUGGCUUUAAAACAGGAUUGGACCAAUUGAUGGAGGAGAGGGCUGUUGAUGGCUGCGCCCCCUCCCCGCUGCCCCCCUUGCCUCUUAGCUUCCCCUAGAGCAGGGGUCUGCAACCUUUAAGACAAAAAGAGCCACUUGGACCCGUUUCCGAAGAAAAAAAAACUGGGAGCCGCAAAACCGCCCCCAUGCGACGUCACAGCCAGUACAGCGCCCGCCACAGUGGGGAGUGUCGGGGUGCACAAUGCGCCUCCUCCCCUCGCUAGUAUCCGCCCUGGAGCCGCGGCAAAGGUGUAAAAGAGCCACAUGCGGCUCCGGAGCCGCAGGUUGCAGACCCCUGCCCUAGAGAAUCCCCCCAAGGGACACGGGUGGUGCUGUGGGUUAAACCACUGAGCCUAGGGCUUGCCGAUCAGAAGGUCGGCGGUUCGAAUCCCCGCGACGGGGUGAGCUCCCGUUGCUCGGUCCCUGCUCCUGCCAACCUAGCAGUUCGAAAGCAUGUCAAGUGCAAGUAGAUAAAUAGGUACCGCUCUGGCGGGAAGGUAAACGGCGUUUCUGUGCGCUGCUCUGGUUCGCCAGAAGCGGCUUGGUCAUGCUGGCCACAUGACCUGGAAGCUGUACGCCAGCCCCCUUGGCCAAUAAAGCGAGAUGAGCCUCGCAACCCCAGAGUCGGCCACGACUGGACCUAAUAGUCAGGGGUCCCUUUACCUUUACCUAGAGAAUCCCCCCAGUGGCUGCUACUGCCUACUUUGGGAAUUGUUGGUGUACCUUUAUCCUGCCUCCCGCCAUCUCUGCCUGCGGACCCCCUGCUUAUUAUGGAUAUGUUUUGAACCUGACAAUUCUUCUUGCAGGGUCAGCCUGAGACGGUACAGGAAGCCUUGAGGUUCACCAUGGAUGUCAUUGGAGGAAAGUGAGUCGCUGCUACCUGUUAACUCUUUGCGUGCAUGGGCCUGGGUCCCUGUCACACCAGUUCCCUUCACUAAUCUCUGCUCUGCACCAAGAGAACCUGCCUGGUGCAGAGAGAGAGAGCGAGAGCACUCCUGUCUGGAAAUUGGGAGAGCCACUGCCAGUCAGAAGUCAGAUGUUGACGGGUCUGAUGGUCUCACCCGUAGACCUUUGCUUUGCUCAGUUCUGCUCUUCCAGGCAUUCCCUCCGUAUUUUUGUGAUUCUGUGAAACCAUGAGGACUAGAAAACCUUUUUUUUAAAAAAAAAACACUUAAUUAAUUUUAUUUAUACCCCGCCCUCCCCGGCCAGAGCUGGGCUCAGGGCAGCUAACACCAGUAGAAUCACAGUAAAAACAUAAUAGGGGAAAAAGAAAAAGAAAAGAAAAUACAGGUUAAAAUGCAAUUUAAAAUUUAAAAUGCAGCCUCAUUUUAAAAGCAGCCCAUGGAUCAAAACCGUAAGGGGAGGGAAACAUAAGGGUCAGACUCAGUCCAAACCAAAGGCCAGGCGGAACAGCUCUGUCUUGCAGGCCCUGCGGAAAGAUGUCAAGUCCCGCAGGGCCCAGUCUCUUGGGACAGAGCGUUCCACCAAGUCGGGGCCAGUACUGAAAAGGCCCUGGCCCUAGUUGAGACCAAUCUAACCACCUUGCGACCUGGGACCUCCAAAAUGUUGUCAUUUGUGGACCAUGCAUUUGGAUUCCUAAGUUACUCUACAUAGAGUAAUGAAUUCAAGAAACGCACGCAUGGGAGAAGAACGAGGUGCUGGGAGGUCCCACACCCUUUUAGUGCGAGACAAGGGUUAAGAUCUCCCUCUGAUAGAGGGCUUUGCAUUAUUUUCUUCCUCUUUUUUUAUUUCCUUUUUCCAUUUUUAUUCAGAUUCAUCUGUCCUUUUAUCGUAUUCUAUGUUGGGAAAGUUUCAAUUGAAAAAGAAAGACAUGCACACAGAUUUGCAAGUUUUCACUUUGGGCUUGGGAAGCAAGGAGUUACUGACCAGAACACCCCCCGCCUCCUUCCCUCUUUCCAAGUUUGGCUUUUACCUAGUAUUCCCCACAUUUCUGGAGGGCCCCCCCACACACACCAAAAAAAUCCGACUGUCUGUAGUUGUAGUUCCUCUGACUUUGGGUGUGGGGCAUCCCUAAACAUAACACCCUUUGAAAACCCUUUGAUAUUGGUUGCUUUCUUGGAACUGUACUUGGAGCAAAAAUAUGUGAUACUUCUUCCUGGGCAUCUGCCCCCAAAGAGCCGCCCCCCCAGCAGCAAUGCCCUUCAAGCCUGUUGUCGCUUUGCAGGUACAACUCUGCCAAAAAGGACAAUGACUUCAUCUACCACGAGGCUGUCCCUGCUCUGGAUACCUUGCAGUCAGUGAAAGGUAAAGUCAAGACACUCUGUUUUCACAGAAUUGUAAAGUUAGAUGGGGCCCCCAGCGGUCAGGAGUUCGGCCUACACUCGAGUAGGACCCUGGCAGAGACACAUGCCCGACUGGCAUGUUCUCUCCCUCCUGGUCAAUCGUUCGGGAGCUUCAAAAGCUUUCUUCAGCCCGAACAUCACAGCGACCGAUGCCAACCGACACUGGCACACUUAGGGAUCUGCAGAGUCUUUGCAGCUUGCGUGACAGAACCCCAGCAAAUCAGCAUUUUGGCUAAUCUACUUUAUUUACAUAUAAACACACACGGAGCACUGCAACAUGGCUCCCUCUCUCUAGCAUCAGACAGCAAAGAGAAAAAGAACAGUCCCACUUCACGGAACACAGUAACACAAACAUCCUGUCUCCGUCACUUCCCACUCUGUGGAGUCAAAACAUAUACCGUCAUGUGAAAGACAACAGUCCCAUGACUGCAAUCAUGGAGCAGGAAUUCUAACAGUCCCACCCCGCUCCAAUGCAGGAAUAUCUUCUCCGACGUGGGACUCAAACCCACAAGCCUGAGAUUAAGAGUCUCACGCUCUACCAGCUGAGCUAUCCCAGCUUUGGAGCAACCGCUAUCGCCUUCUCUGCCUGCUGGUCUUGGGUAGGGCAGAAGGAGCCCAUCAUUCCCAAACCAGGCGCCCUCCAGAUGUUUUGAACUACAACUCCCAUCAUGCAUUUUUUUUUGCAACAUCCAUCAAAUUGUAUGUAGCACAGGGCUACCCAAAGCAUAAAUAUGCAGCAGGUGGUUUUGAAAGCUGAUCGGCAUCACUUUUGGCCGCCUUUUGAUAACGAUCAAAAACUUCCUUAUUCUCCCAGGCUUUGAGCAGAGGCUAGCGGGGGAUCUUACGUCAGAUGUUUCCUGCUGACGCAGUGAUAUUGGGGAAGGUUUUGCUGCAUCUUGAUGGGCUGGGCUUUUGUGGCAGGGAUCAGCUGCUGUCUUACUUUUUGUUGUGGGCUAUUUGAACUGCUUUACAACUUGUUAAAUCGCUACCCACAAAAGUGAGGAAGGGUGGGAUAUAAAUGUAGUCGUAAUAAUAAAAGCCAAAUAAGCAUGCAGGACUGGGUAAACUCAGACAUUUACAGAAGCUACAAGGUUAUUAGCACUCCAUGGGUCCAGUGUAGCCUAGGUAUCACCUCUAGGGACGCGGGUGGUGCUGUGGUUUAAACCACUGAGCCUCUUGGGCUUGCCGAUCAGAAGGCCGGCGGUUCGAAUCCCCACAACGGGGUGAGCUCCCGUUGCUCGGUCCCUGCCCCUGCCAACCUAGCAGUUCAAAAGCACACUAGUGCAAGUAGAUAAAUAGAUACCACUCCUGCGGGAAGGUAAACGGCAUUUCCGUGCGCUCUGGUUUCCGUCACGGUGUUCUGGUGCGCCGGAAGCGGUUUAGUCCUUCUGGCCACAUGACCCGGAAAACUGUUUGCGGACAAACGCCGGCUCCCUUGGCCUGAAAGCAAGAUGAGCGCCAAAACCCCAUAGUCGCCUUUGACUGGACUUAACCGUCCAGGGGUCCUUUACCUUUACCUUUUUUAGGAAUCAACUCUCUGUCCUCAAGUGCUUUAUUAACCCAAUAUUAUUAACCCAAUAUUAUUAACCCAAUAUUAUUAACCCAAUAUUUACUUCAUCUGCAGGCGCUCCUCUGGUGAAAGCCCUUCCCGUCAACCCCACAGACCCGGCUGUCACAGGCCCUGACAUUUUUGCCAAGCUGGUUCCAAUGGCUGCCCAUGAGGCCUCCUCGCUCUACAGGUGAGCAGCUGCUUUGCAUUCUGGGAGACUGUUUGGCCUGCCAGGUCCAUUGGGGGAGGGGGGCUGCAGGAAAACAGGUGGAGAUUAAAGGGUCAAGAUCGGAGGAUUGAUAACAAGAAGAAGAAGGAGAAGAAUUUAUUAUUUAUACGAAGAAGAAGAAGAAGAAUUAUUUAUACCCUGCCCCUCUGGCUGGGUUUCCCCAGCCACCCUAGGUGGCUCCCAACAGAAUAUUAAAAACACGAUAAAACAGCAAAAAUUAAGAACUUCCCUAAACAGGAAGAGGGUGGGAGUAUUGUGGGCCAAGAGUUGACAUGUGCCUAGAUUUUAACUUCCGGGAGAAACUUCGGAAAAGCAACCUGAAAUUUACUGCAUUUUAUUCAUUGAAAGAGAAUUAUUUGAGAAGGAUCCAUAGAUGGUAUUUAACUAGAUUGGCUAAGUUAUAUAAAACAGAAUCAGAUAUGUGUUGGAAGUGUAAAGAAGCAGAGGGAAUCUUUUUUUCAUACGUGGCGGACAUGCAAAAAGUUAAAAGUGUAUUGGGAAAUAAUUUAUAAUGAACUGGAAAAAAAAGUUCAAAAUUACUUUAAAAAAACAAAUAAACCCCAGAGCCCUUUUUAUUGGGAAUAAGCCAGACAUAAAUUCCUAGGUGUCAGAAAAGAUUAUUUAUCUAUGCUACAACUGAGGCCCAUGUUUUUUUAGCCCCAAAAUGGAAAGUGAGCGAGGUCCCAACUGAAGAAGAAUGGCAAUUUAAGUUGACAGAAUAUGCAGAACUUGCAAAUUUAACACACAGAAUAAGAGAGCAAGAAGAACGUAUAUUUAAAGAAGGAAAACGUUUAUUGAGUACAUACAGCUGAAAACUCUGGCAGCAUUAAGAUAAAUUCAACAAAUGAUUUUUGAUGGAUGUUAAAGCAGAAAACUGAUUUGAAUGGUUAUAGUAAAAUACGCAGGAAUGUGUGAUAUGUAAAAUGUACCAUGCAAGGAGAAGAAGGGAAGUCAUCGGAUAUUUAAAAGUUUGUAAAAUGGUUUUUUUUUUGAAAUGUAAAAUUGAAAACAAUGAAAAUUAUUAUCUAUAAGAGAGAGUUGAUAUGGGCCAUGAUAGGGCAUGAGAGAUUGUCUCGCUCCUUACACCCCCAGUCGAUCACUGCAGUCUGUAGGCAAGGAACUCCUUUAGGCAUCAACUGGAGGUCUGUUCAUCACAGUGUAGGAACUAGACCUUUAAUUCAGUUGCGCUACCCUGUAGAAUUCCUCCCCUUUGAAUAAUCAUAUUAAUAAUAAUAAAUAUGCUGCCCAUUUGACUGCUUCUAAGCCUCUGUAUUUCUCUUUUUUCCUAUGAUUUUUAUUAAAUUUUCUGUUUUACAUUUUAGAAUAUUCAUUUAAACAAACUUAAAAUACCAAUGACUUCCCUUCUUCUCUUUCCAUGGUUCAUUUUGCAUAACAUAAAUCCCUGCAUAUUUUACAUAAACUAAACCAUUCAGUAUUCCAUAUUACACCCAUCAAAACUUAUUUACACAGUUGGAUUUAUCUUAAUGCUGCCGACGUUUUCAAGUGCUCACAAUCCCCCACCCCAUAUAUUCAAUAAACAUUUUCCAGUCUUCUUUAAACAUAUGUUCUUGUUCUCUUAUUCUACAAGUGCUGGAGAUGCAGUGAAGAUGAAGGUACGUUCUAUCGUAUGUUGUGGACCUGUUAAAGGGUAAAAUAGCAUUGGGAAAUAAUUUACAAUGAAUUGGAAAAAAAUGUUUAAAAGUACUUUCCAAAAAAACCCCAAAACCCAGAGUCCUUUUUGUUGGGGAUAAUUCAGAGGGAAAUACCCAGGUGUCAAAAAAGGCUAUUUAUGUAUGCCACUACUGCGGCCCGUGUUUUGCUAGCCCAAAAAUGGAAAACGAGUGAGGUCCCAACCAAAGAAGAAUGGCAACUUAAGCUGAUGGAAUACAUGCAGCUUGCGGACCUAACAUAUAGUCGUUCCUCGUUUUGCGGCCGGGAUACGUUCCGGAGCCCCGGCCUUUAGCCGAAAAGGACACAGGGCAAAGCGGUUUCUGCUUCUGCGCAUGCGUGAGCGGCAAACCCGGAAGUAACCCGUUCUGGUACUUCUGGGUUUGCCACGGACGUUAGUUGGAACGGACGCUAGACAAGGCGGACGUUCAAGAAGGUGUUGCUGUAUAGAAUAAGCCUCCGUGUUUCCCUUGCAGCGAAGAGAAGGCCAAGCUGCUGAGAGAAGUGAUGGCCAAGAUCGACGCCAAAAACGAAGUCCUGGAGUACGUAUUUAAGGCUCCCGGGAUCUGGGACCCUGAAGUUGGGACUGGGGGAAGCCACCGUGGAGGGUGGGGUGAGGGGGGCUGCCUCUUUGCUCACGGGUCACAGGGGUGGUCUCGCCGCAUCAUCAUCAUGCAUUUUUAUUUAUAUCCCGCCCUCCCCAGCCGAAGCCCAGCUCAGAGCGGCUAACAACAAUAAAAGUAACACAACAUUCUAAAAUCAGUUCAUUUUAAAAUCAAUUCAAAAUCAAAUUCAUGGCAGCCAUUGGGCUAGAGUUCUGUGAGGAUUACCAAAGAAGGGGGUCAGACUGUGCCUUGGCCAAAGGCCUGGUGGAACAGCUCUGUCUUGCAGGCCCCACGGAAAGAUGUCAAGUCCCGCAGGGCCCUAGUCUCUUGGGACAGAGCGUUUCACCAGAUCGGGGCCACAGCCGAAAAAGCCCUGGCUGUGGUUGAGGCCAGCCUAACCUCCCUGUGGCUCAGGACCUCCAAUAUGUUUUUGUUUGAAGACCGUUAGGUCCUCCGUGGGACAUACCAGGACAGGCGGCCCCGUAGGUACGAGGGUCCUAGGCCAUAUAGGACUUUAAAGGUUAAAACCAGCACCUUAAACCUGAUCCUGUACCCCACCGGGAGCCAGUGCAGCUGGUAGGGCACCGGGUGAAUAUGAUCCUGCGGCGAGGACCCCGUAAGGAGUCUUACACCCGCUGGAGUUUCUUAUAUUCAGGCCAAUAUGGUAAUAAAAACGGCGCCAGAAGAUGUCAUAUUUGGAAUUUCCCCUCUGAGAACGCAAAGUUGCUAAGUCAGUUUCUCCGAUGUGGCUAUAAAUAAGGCUUUUAAAAAGCAGUUUGUGUUAUAGCAGGCACCCCCGAACUCCAGAUGUUUUGGGACUACAGUUCCCAUCAUCCCUGACCACUGAUCGUGUUAGCUAGGGAUGAUGGGAGUUGUAGUCCUAAAACAUCUGGAGGGCCGAGUUUGGGGAUGCCUGUUGAUUUCCAGUCCUUCUGAGGCUCCGCCUAGGGAUGGGAUAAUCCAAGCUCUGCCGUGUGACCCCUCCUGCCACGCUUCUCUCUUUGUAGACAAUUCAUGGACUCGUUGCAGCUGGACCCCGAGACGGUCGACAACCUGGACAUGUACAAGCACAUCCCGCCCGUCUUGAUGGAGAAAUGCGCAGCGCUCAGCGUGCGCCCAGAGACCGUGAAAAACCUUGUUCAGUCCAUGCAGGGUAAGUUUAUGGGACUGGGGAUGAGGUGUGUAUGUCUGUGCAAAGAAGAGACCACUCGGGUUUUUUUCACUGAUGGAGAACUUGUGAUGGAGUUGCUGAGGGACUAACUGCUUGUUUAAACUUAUAUAGUAAUUGACUGUAAGCAUUUGUGUUGGAACACGUACAACAAUGUUAUACACUGGGGUUGGGAACCUGCAGCCUCUGGGCCAGUCUUGGCCUGCAAGACCAUUUCCCCCAAACCAUGCCCAUCAGCUGAUGUCUUUGGCGAUGUCAGCCGAUGGGUGGAGGACAGGAUUUUAAUCCUGGUUUGCAAGAUUGCACAGCCAAGGCGGCAGGAUCUAAUCCUUGCUAUUCCACUGAGCGGGACACGGGUGGCGCUGUGGGUUAAACCACAGAGCCUAGGACUUGCCAAUCAGAAGGUUGGCAGUUCGAAUCCCUGCGAUGGGGUGAGCUCCCGUUGCUCGGUCCCAGCUCCUGCCAACCUAGCAGUUCGUAAGCACGUCAAAGUGUAGGUACCGCUCCGGCGGGAAGGUAAAUGGCGUUUCCGCGCGCUGCUCUGGUUCACCAGAAGCGGUUUAGUCAUGCUGGCCACAUGACCCGGAAGCUGUACGCCGGCUCCCUUGGCCAAUAAAGCGAGAUGAGCGCCGCAACCCCAGAGUCGGCCAUGACUGGACCUAAUGGUCAGGGGUGCCUUUACCUUUACCUAUUCCACUGAGCAGCGAUCACAGCUGUGCGAGCCAGUGUGGUGUAGUGGUUAAGAGUGAUAGACUCGUAAUCUGGGGAACCGGGUUCGCGUCUCCACUCCUCCACAUGCAGCUGCUGGAUGACCUUGGGCUAGUCACGCUUCUCUGAAGUCUCUCAGCCCCACUCACCUGGGGGAGGAAGAGAAAGGAGAAUGUUAGCCGCUUUGAGACUCCUUCGGGUAGUGAUAAAGCGGGAUAUCAAAUCCAGACUCUUCUUCUUCUGCUGCUGCUGCUGCGCAAAAGCGCCCUUUGAAGCAGCUCACAGGCAGGAGUGAGCCUUUGCAAAGGCUCCUGAGCUUCCUUCUUGAGCCUCCGGAGGAUAAGUUGGAAAAGGGCUGCCAAAACGAUCAAGGGGAUUCAGCAACUCCCCUAUACAGAAAGGUGGCAGAGUUUGGGACUUUUUAGUUUGGAGGAAAAGUGAGAGGUGGCGUGAUAGCAGUUUAUGAAAUCAGGCAUGGCGUGGAAAAAGUGGGUAAAUAAAAGUUUUAUCUCCCUCUCUCAUAACACUAAAACUCAUAGACGUUCAGUGAAGCUGAAUGUUGGAAAAUUCAGGACAGAGAAAAGAAAGGAAUUCUUCACACAGAAGCGCAGUUAAACUGUGGAACUCCCUGCCACAGGAGGCCACCAUUCUAGAUGGCUUUAAAAGAGGAUGAGGCAAAUUCAUGGAGUAUAGGGCUAUCAUUAGCUUCUACCACGAUGCAGGCUUUGCUCUGCCCCCACAGCAGUUCCUGGAAACUGCCAGUUCCUGGAAACUGCAGGAACGGAGAGGGCUCCUGUGUUCGAAUCCUGCUUGCUGGUUUCCCACAGGCAUCUUGUUGGCCCUUGUGAGAACAGAAUGCUGGACUAGAUGGUCCGCUGGCCUGAUCCAAUAGGCUGUUCUUCUGUUCUCCUCCAAGUCUCUUUUCCUUUAAGUCCCCUGUCUUGUAGGCUUAAGAAGGAAGCAUUGGGAUCCUUAAAUUACCUGCCUAUAUGUUACCAAUACAGUGGUACCUCGGGUUAAGAACUUAAUUCGUUCCAGAGGUCCGUACUUAACCUGAAGCUGUUCUUAACCUGAAGCACCACUUUAGCUAAUGGGGCCUCCUGCUGCUGCCGCGCCUCCGGAGCAUGAUUUCUGUUCUCAUUCUGAAGCAAAGUUCUUAACCCGAAGCACUAUUUCUGGGUUAGCGGAGUCUGUAACCUGAAGCGUAUGUAACCUGAGGUACCACUGUAAUAAAUUUGUGUUUGUUUCUUCAAAACCUGCCAAGGAGCCCAGUUCAUUUUGUUGUUUCUUUUAAGUACUUUGUAAAAGGUUCCCAUUCUCCUUUAAAGUCACAGUUGUCCUUAUCACGGAGCUUGUGUGUCAGUUUCGCCAGCUCCAUAUAGUCCAUCAAUUUCCCUUGCCCACAGUUCUUUUGUCAAUAUGCAGAGAAUAACAUAUGCUGGAAAACCAGAGAGAGGAGCUGAAGGAACUCCGGGCUGGGGUGGGCUUUUCUUGGGGAGAAUGGAGGGGAAAAUAGAGGGGCUGGGAAAUGAGGAUGAUAUGUCUUUGAUAAAUGGUUAUGCUGAAAUUCUUAAUAAAAAUUAUAUAUAUAAAAAAGGAAGCAUUGGGGGACUUGGAAAAGGUCCUGUUCCCCCUUUAAGCCUCCGAGAUCAGGGGCUUAAGAGUCUGGAGCGUGGGGAGACUUGCAAAGGCGCAAGGGAUUUGGACGGAUGGGCAGCCCCGCCAGUGGUGUGAAAUCUCAAAAUCUCUCCCUCUUCUCCCCUCCAGCGCUCUCUGGCGUUUUCACGGACGUCGAAGCGUCUCUGAAGGAGAUCAAGGACCUGCUGGACGAGGACGAAGCCCAGGAGCAGAAGCUGCGAGAGGCGCUGGGGGGAAAGCUGCCCCCACAGCAGGGCUCCCCUCCCACCCCGCCCUCCUCCGGGCUGGCAGAAGUAGCCAAGGAAUGGGCCAAGUACAUGGAGGUGCACGAGAAAGCCAGCUUCACCAACACGGAGCUCCACAAGGCUAUGAACCUGCACAUCAGCAACCUGCGGCUGCUCAGCGGCCCCCUGGAGCAAGUGAGGGCCGCCUUGCCCACCCCCAGCCUGACGGAAGGUGAGGAGAACAAGGAAGGCGGUUGCCGCCGUCUCUUCUCUGUUACGGCUUUCUGCCGGUUGAGCCCACAGGCGCCGUGAAUCAUGGAUUCUUUAGCUGCGAUUCCUGCAUUGCAGGGGGUUGGUCUGGAUGACCCUUGGGGGUCCCGACUCUACAAUUCUGUGAUUCUACACUCUCUGAAAUAUGGGGGAACCCCCCGCUGCAUUCUCCUCCCCUGCUAAGCAGAGCUAUGUAAAGACCAGGGAUGCGGGUGGCGCUGUGGUCUAAACCACUGAGACUCUUGGGAUCGCCGAUCGGAAGGUCGGCGCUUUGAAUCCCCGUGACGGGGUGAGCUCCCAUUGCUCGGUCCCUGCUCCUGCCAACCUAGCAGUUCAAAAGCAUGCCGGUGCAAGUAGAUAAAUAAGUACCAAUGUGGCGGGAGGGUAAAUGGCGUUUCCGUGUGCUCUGGUUUCCGUCACACUGUUCUGAUGUGCCGGAAGUGGUUUAGUCCUGCUGGCCACAUGAGCCGGAAAGCUGUCUGUGGACAAACGCCGGCUCCCUUGGCCUGAAAGCGAGAUGAGUGCUGCAACCCCAGAAUCACCUUUGACUGGACUUAACCAUCCUGGGGUCCUUUGCCUUUACCUUUACCUAUAUAAAGACCAUUAUUACAUAUAUGUCCUGUCUUUCCUCCAAGAAGUUCAAGGCGGUGUGCACGAUUCUCCAUCUUAUCCUCACAACCACCCUUAUAAUAAUAAUAAUAUUUGAUUUGAUUUGAUUUGAUUUGCUGCCAUCAGGCAUUCAAAAACAUCAGGCAUUCAAAAACUCCCAAUAGAGGGCUUCAGAUGUCUUCUAAAUGUCAGAUAGUUGUUUAUCUCCUUGACAUCUGAUGGGAGGGUGUUCCACAGGGCGGGCACCACCACCGAGAAGGCCCUCUGCCUGGUUCCCUGUAACCUCACUUCUCUCAGGGAGGGAACUUCCAGAAGGCCCUUGGAGCUGGACCUCAGUGUCUGGGCUGGACGAUGGGGGUGGAGACGCUCCUUCAGGUCUACAGGGUCAAGCGGUGAGCUUCAUGGCAGCUUGGGGUGAUGUUUCAGGAUCUGCAGAGACUGAUUUCUAGAGCAGUUUCCUUCAGCCAUUUCAAAUCCAGGAUCCUCCUGCAACCCAAACAUACAUUUGGGGGAACCUGCUUCUUAAAGUUUCUCUCUCUCUCUUUACCCUGAUGAUAGUGCUGCUGUUGCCACACACCUGAGAUCAGGUUUCCGCCCAGUUGUGGGUCCCAGCUCACUGGUUGUAGGCCAUUCGACUCCGGGGCCACCCUUUCGGUAGAAGGAAUUAUUCAACGCCUGUUUUUAAAAAUGCAGACCAGAGUAUGGGAACAGGUCCACUUUGUUGUAAUCUAGAAUUAAUCCUGGUGCAGUAAUUGAAAUCCUGCACCUUAAAAAAAUAAAAAAAAUAAAACCAGUCUUUGCCAACCUGCUGCCCUGGAGAUGUCUUUGGGACUACAAAUCCCAUCAGCCCCUGUCUGUCUCUUUCCUCCAUAGACGACCAGCAGGCAAUGCAGACCUUGAAGCGGAUCCUGGCCAAAGUGCAGGAGAUGAAGGACCAGCGGGUCUCCCUGGAGCAGCAGCUGCGCGAGAUGAUCCAGAAGGACGACAUCACCACCUCGCUGGUGACGACAGACCGGUCUGAGAUGAAGGUGGGCGGCUGGGAGGGAGAGAGGCAGGGUGUCCGGUCGGCCGUUCUGCACCACCAUUGCCACCCAGUUCCUCCUGAAGCUGAUGGGAAAGAGAAUCAUAAGAAUAUAAGAGCCCCCCGGAAAAUAGACGGGCAAGUUAUGUAGUUGUGGCCACGAACUGCAUGAUGUUCAAAGAGGAUUAGUCAAGAUCACAAAGGAGAGGGCUGUUGGCUGUUGUCAGUUGUUCUCUGCCUCCAUGGUCGUCAUGUUGUUGUUUAGUCGUGUCCGACUCUUCGUGACCCCCUGGACCAGAGCACGCCAGGCACUCCUGUCUUCCACUGCCUCCCGCAGUUUGGUCAAACUCAUGCUGGUAGCUUUGAGAACACUGUCCAACCAUCUUGUCCUCUGUCGUCCCCUUCUCCUUGUGCCCUCCAUCGUUCCCAACAUCAGGGUCUUUUCCAGGGAGUCUUCUCUUCUCAUAAGGUGGCCAAAGUCUUGGAGCCUCAGCUUCAGGAUCUGUCCUUCCAGUGAGCACUCAGGGCUGAUUUCCUUCAGAAUGGAUAGGUUUGUUCUUCUUGCAGUCCAUGGGACUCUCAAGAGUCUCCUCCAGCACCAUAAUUCAAAAGCAUCAAUUCUUCGGCAAUCAGCUUUCUUUAUGGUCCAGCUUUCACUUCCAUACAUCACUACUGGGAAAACCAUAGCUUUUACUAUACGGACCUUUGUUGGCAAGGUGAUGUCUCUGCUUUUUAAGGUGCUGAAAAGCAAUGGUAAUAAUAAUAAUAGUAAUAAUAAUAAUAAUAAUAAUAAUAAUAAUAAUAAUAAUUAUUUAUACCCUGCCCUCCCCAGCCAAGACCGGCUCAGGGUGGCUAACACCAUGUAUAAAAACAAGAUUAAAAUACAACAUUAAAAUGCAGCCUCAUUUCAGUAGAAACUCAAAUCAAAAACUUUGGGGAUGAAAACGUCUAAUCUUCACCAAGGCCAACUAUCCAGACUGGUCCUACAUGGGCCAGAAAAAAGCCAGGGAAGUCCCCAAAUAGGUGUUCCAUCACAGAAGAAGAAAGGAAAGAGGGGAUCAAGUCGAUUCCAAGCCAAAGGCCAGGCAGAACAACUCUGUCUUACAGGCCCUGCGGAAAGAAAUCCGCUCCUGCAGGGCCCUGGUCUCAGGAGACAGAGCGUUCCUUGCUGGAAACCACAGGAGUGGAGAGAGGACUCUGGUGCUCAGAUGCUACUUGCAGGUUUACUAGAAAAGACAUCUGGUUGGCCACUGGCCUAAUCCAGAAGCCUCUGUUAUGUUCAGAGUAGCGAAAUGCAGCAGGAGCAACCUUUCUGGCGAAGGCGCAGGCCUGUCUCCCAGUUCCCUCUUCCCUGUCUUUCUCACAGAUCCAUCUCCAGUUUAUACAAAGCCCUGGCACUUCUCUCUCUUGCCUCAGUAGAGAGAACACAUGGGGAGGCAGCUAAGGCAAUGUUUGAGGGCUUGUUUGAUUGUGGUACAGUGGUACCUCAGGUUAAGAACUUAAUUCGUUCCGGAGGUCCGUUCUUAACCUGAAACUGUUCUUAACCUGAAGCACCACUUUAGCUAAUGGGGCCUCCGUGCUGCCAGAGCACGAUUUCUGUUCUUAUCCUGAAGCAAAGUUCUUAACCUGAAGCACUAUUUCUGGGUUAGUGGAGUGCGUAACCUGAAGCGUAUGUAACCCGAGGUACCACUGUACCUUUUCUGCACCCUUCAAAAUGAAAGUCUAAUCAGAAGAGGGUGUUGAAUUUCUCUAGGAACCCUCCAGGCACUCUAGGAAUUGAGGCAGGGUUUUCUCCCAGCCUUACCUGGAGUUGCCCUUUGGGCUUGAACCCAGGACCACCUGCUGGCCCGGCAGACCCUCUUCCACUGAGCUGUGGCUCUUUCUCCGCACCUCCGAUAACCCAAAGGCCUAAAAGAUGCUCUCUGCAUUUCACUCUCCCCGAAUCCCCUUCUCCCUCCUCCCCAGCUGUCAGGGAACUGACAUUGGAGCUAGAGGCGGAGGCAAGGCUCCCAAGCGAUGCUGGAGAAGGGCCCAGCAGGGAGAGAGGCAGCUCAGCAGAUGGGGAAGCAAAUCAGCGCAACACCAGGGAUAAAGGGGGCAGAUGGGGGAAUCGGCGAGGGGGCUCCAGGACUCCUUGCCGGAGAUCAGCGAGGAGAGCACGGGUCCUCCGCUACCCACGCCCUCCCUGCGCAGAAGGCUUCCGCGCAGGGAGAGUAGGAGGAGACUUGGCGUCAAACAACUUUUAUGUUGGAAAAGGUUUAAGAAACGCCCACUGACGGAUUCUGCUAGCGACUGAGGCAGCCACGAAGUGAAGGGCUGUCCAGACAGAAAGGUUUAAACAAGGCAACAUAGCCAGGAGAGGCGGCAACUUACGCACGAGCAACUCAUACUCAUUACACCAGCCUAUCGUAGCUUUGCCUUGACUUCUCCUCCGUCUCUGUCCAGAAACUCUUUGAGGAGCAGCUGAAGAAAUAUGACCAGAUCAAGGUCUACCUGGAACAGAACUUGACCGCCCAGGAGAACAUCCUCAAAGCCCUGACGGACGCCAACGUCAAGUAUGCGGCCGUGCGCAAGGUCCUGGCAGAGGUGGAACACAAGUGAGUGGCCGGGGGGAGGAAGAGAAGCAGUUUUUGGAUUUCUGGUGUCCAAAACCUGAGGGGUGGUUGGUGGGAGGCUUGGCAGCCUGGCAAAAGUUUGAUGUUCUGCCAGCUAGAUGCCAGCAGGGAGGCAGCAGCCAGAAAUUAUGGGUGCAACGAGAAUGGUGGAUUAAAUUUCACAGUGCUUGGGCUCCUGUCUUGAGAAGUGAGUGUGUGUGCACACGCGCACACACUUGUCGAUUGGUACGGCUCAGCCCUUGUGCCCAGGCAUGUGUGAAUGCCUUUCCUGGCUCUGCGCGCUUUCUGAGAGCCAGUGUGGUGUAGUGGUUAAGAGCGGUAGUCUUGUAAUCUGGUGGACCGGGUUCGAUUCCCCGCUCCUCCCCAUGCAGCUGCUGGGUGACCUUGGGCCAGUCACACUUCUCUGAAGUCUCUCAGCCCCACUCACCCCACAGAGUGUUUGUUGUGGGGGAGGAAGGAAAAGGAGAAUGUUAGCCGCUUUGAGACUCCUUAAAGGGAGUGAAAGGCGGGAUAUCAAAUCCAAACUCCUCUUCUUCUUCUUCUUUCUGGGUGGUCCUGCAAACGCCCCUCUUCCUCAUCCUAACCCUUCUUUUCCUGCCGUCCCCCCAGGUGGAACACCUCUUUGCAGACACUGGUGGCUUCCUAUGAGGCUUACGAGGACCUGAUGAAGAAAUCCCAGGAAGGGAAGGAUUUCUACGCCGACUUGGAGAGCAAAGUGGCCAAACUGCUGGAGAAAUCCCACACUGCCUGCAAGGGAGCUGAGGUGGUCAGGCAGCAGCUCCUGGAGAGGUAAGGUGGCUUGGCUCCGGGUGCAAGUGGGUGGGUGUGGAGGCAGAGCAGAGACAUCCUGGCUAGUAGCCAUUGUUGGCCUUCUCCUCUGUGAAUUUGUCCCUCCUUCUUUUAAAGCCAUCCAGGUUAGUGGCCAUCCUGUGGCAGGGAGUUCCAAAGUUUAACUGUAAAAUGUGACGUUAAAACGAGGGUAAUCCGGGAUGAUGGGAAUUGUAUUCCAACACUAUCCAGGGUCACAAGAUUGAGAAAGGCUGGUUUAGGUGAUGAUCGGAACACCAGGUUUUUUUAAAAAAAUAUACAGACACCUGGGGUUUUAAUAAUAAUAAUAAAUAUUUAUUUAUACCCCGCCCUUCCCAGUUCAAAAACCGGGCUCAGGGUGGCUAACAACAAAUUUAAAACACUUUAAAACACUUAAUUAUAAAAGCAGCAUAAAAUACAGUAUAAAAGCAUGAAUAACAAUAAAAGUCAAAAGUCAAACAGAUAAUCCCCAGGGCUAGCUGGCUGAAUUGGUCCUACUUGGGCCAGUGGGGAGGCCAGGGGAGAAUUAGCUGUGGGGUCUCAGAGCGGGUGAUCUUCAUAAAAAAGGGGAGGGGGAAGGGAAAAGAAGGGAAAUAAAAGAUCAGGCUGAAUUCAAAUUAAAGGCCAGGCAGGAUAGCUCUGUCUUACAGGCCUGACGGAAGGAGGUUAAAUCCUGAAGGGCCCUAGUCACAUGGGACAGAGCAUUCCACCAUGUCGGAGCCAUCACUGAGAAGGCCCUGGCCCUGGUAGAGGAUAGUCUGACUUCCUUAGGGCCCGGGACCUUUAAGCUAUAAUUAUUCAUGGACCUUAGGGUCCUCUGCGGGGCAGACCAGGAGAGGCGGUCCCGUAAAUACAAGGGCCCUAAGCCACAAAGGACUUUAAAGGUCAAGACCAGCACCUUGAACCUGACCCGAUACUCCACCGGGAGCCAGUGCAACUGGAAAAGCACUGGCUGAAUAUGCUCCCAUGGCAGAGACCCUGUGAGGAGCCUCAACAUGGCAUUCUGCACCCACUGGAGUUUGUGGGACAGUUUCGAGGGCAGCCUUGUGUAGAGCGGAUUACAGUAGUCCCUGUUCAGGGACCCUCUGGGGGCAAGGGGGUGCUGGGAGUGGGUGCCCAUCUCACCCGGCUUCUCUGUGGCCUUGCCUUGGCAGGGAACUGAAGAAGAGACCUCCUGCCAGGCCCACCACCCCCAAGCCAGCGCUCCAGAAGAAGACCUCCGACCUUGAGCUGCCCGACCCCCUGCCCCUCGGCUCCCUCUCCCUGGCCGACCUCCCGGAGGAGCUCCGCAGCCUGCCCCCUGAAGUCCUGGGGGCUCACCUGGCACAGCUGCCGCCGGACGCCUUGGCCGCCCUGGGUCUGGACCCCGCCUUCCCCCACGCCGGCCUGCGAGCGGCCCCUGGCCAGGAAGCCUUCUCUGCCCCCCAGCCGGGCCAGGCCAGGCUUCCCUUCGGCCCGGCGGGCCGAGGUGCCCCCCACAGGCACUACCCGCCGCCCAGAGUCCCAGCCGGCUCCGCACAAGCCCCUUACCUGCCGGCCUCCCACCAGAUGCCGCCUUCUGCCCCCCAGGCAGCCCCACCACCGAUGAGCUCUGCCCCCUCCUCAGGCGCCUACCCACCCAGCGCCAGUGUCAUGCGGGGCCCAGCUGUGCAGCCCCCGUACGCUCUGCCCCCUCAGCACACCUCCCCGCAGCACCUCCCCAUGCCCGUCUCCGCUCCCCCAGGGGGCAUGGUUUACGGCAUGGGGCAGCUGGCCCCCAACAGUGGGGCCUUCCCGGCCAGCCACUCCACCCCUCUGGCAGUUAGGCCCCCCGCGCCCUCCCCACACCAGUACAGCGUCGGCAACUUUCCGCCGGGGGUCCGGCCAGCCACCACCACCGUCGACAGCAUCCAGGCCCCCAUCUCGAGCUGCACGGCCCCCAGGGGCAUGGCCGGGCCGCUCCCCCAAUGGGCAGGGCCUCCUCCUCCUGCCCAGGGUGGCUUCGCAGGACCUCAAGGGACCCCCAACGCUCAGUUCCCCUACCCACAGCCUUUCAUGCAGCAGGUCCUGCCGCCUUACUCCUCUGCUCAACCUCCGCAGGCCUUCUCCCCCCAUGGACCCCUCCAGCCCCCGAUGGACCGGCAGGUCCGCCCCCAGCCCCUCGGCCCGCCCCCUCAGCAGUACACACCCCAGUUCCUGGCCCAGGCCACAAUGCCCCAGCAGCAGCCACCCUUCCAGCACCCCUUUCCAGCUCAGGUCUGCGCCCCGCAAGCCGCCCUCGGACAGGGCCACCCCGUCCAACUGGGAGCCCAACACUACCAGCUUGGGCCGCCCCACGACAAGCUGCCUCGGGGCCACGCCCUGCCUCCCCACUCCCUGACCUACCCCACGGCCGUGUCGCACGCCCCCAACAUUUCCAUGGGCAUGAUGGGGCCCGGGCAGCAACAGCAGCAGCAGAUUCCCCUUCGCCCGUCGCUCGCUUCCAUCCAGCCCUUGCCCGCUGGAUCGCCGGCCCAGGUUGCCUUUGGCGCCGGCCCGACGCCCCUGGGCCCUGGGACCCCCCAGAUCCCUCCAGGGGCCCCUAUGCCCCUGGGAGGGCAGCCCCAGCCCGUCAGCCAGGCCCUCCCUCACCACGUCCCCCCCGCACCCAGCCCUGCCCUGGCACAGAUGCCCGGCGCAGCAGUGGUGCCGGGCGCUGCUUUGCCCUCGCCGGCGCCCUCGCCGCAGCCUUCCCUGACCCUGCCGGCUCCCUCUCUCCUGCCCCCCUCGGGGCCUCUCCCGCAGCUGCCCCCUUCCUCUCUGGCGCCUGGCGGGGCCGCCCCACUAGCGCAGGGCCCCUCCGACGCCUCCCGCUUCCCCCGGCAGAAUUCGUCCACCGACGACCUCCUGUCCUCCAGCCCCGAGAGCCAGCACGGGGGCGCCAAGGCCUCGGUGGGGCAGCCCCUCCUGCAGCCCACCAAGGCGGAUGCCAAGGACGGGCUGAAGCCGAAAGCCGUGCAGCUGAUCGAGAAGGACCCCUACGAGAAGCCUGAGCACAUCCGGCGGCUCCUGUCGGAGCUGGAGCGCUUCCAGGACGUGGUGGGCGGCCUGGAGAAGCCGGCCCCUUCCUCGGGGAGCGCCAGCGAGCUGGACGGCGUCUGGAAGGAGCUGCAGGACGCCCAGGAGAAAGACGCCCGCCAGCUGUCCAUCGCCAUCGCCCGCUGCUACUCCAUGAAGAACCGCCACCAGGACAUCAUGCCCUACGACAAGAACCGCAUUGUCCUGCAGUCGGGCAAGGACGACUACAUCAACGCCAGCCGCGUCGAAGACCUCUCCUCCUACUGCCCCACCAUCAUCGCCACGCAGGCCCCCCUGGUGGGCACCGCCUCCGACUUCUGGCUCAUGAUUUACGAGCAGAAGGUGUCCGUCGUCGUCAUGCUGGUUUCUGAGCAGGAGAUUGAGAAAGUAAGGAGCAAGGAUUUGUCACAAGUCGAGUGUACUUUGAUAAUAAUAAUAAUACUAAUAAUAGAAUUAGCCAAAUUGACAGACAUAAUAAGAUAAAAAUCAAAAAGGGAAGUAAAAAAAGAAUGGGAGUGCCUAAUACCUCAAAAGCCAAGGUUCAAGGACAGAAAUCUGGCUGAGUCUGGAAUAACCUUGUGAAGUGAAAGGAUAAGAAAGAGGGAUUUAUAGCUAGAUGUUAGGAUAGAGAUGAUAAGAAAAACAGGAAGACACAAUGAGAGAUAAAGGAGGUGCCAUGGGAUUGGUGGAAGUCAAUGUUUUAUUGUUGUUUUUAGUGUUUAUAUUAUUAACUUGUAAGAUAUGGAUUUGUUGUUGUUUAGUUGUUGCUUUUUUAGUUUUCGAAUGUUGGUUUUUGUGUGUUGUGUGUUGUUAUUUUUCGAUAUUUUUCAUGUGUGGGAAAUACUAAUAAAUUUUAUUUAAUAAUAAAUAGUAGUAGUAGUAGUAGUAGUAGUAGUAGUAUAAUAAUUUAUUAUUUAUACCCUGCCCAUCUGGCUGGGCCUCCCCAGCUACUCUGGGCGGCCUCCAACAAAGCACUAAAAUACAGUAGUCUGUUAAACAUUAAAAGCUUCCCUAAACAGGGCUGCCUUCAGAUGUCUUCUAAAAGUCUGGUAGUUGUUUAUUUCUUUGACAUCUGACGGGAGGGCGUUCCACAGGGCGGGUGCCACUACCGAGAAGGCCCUCUGGCCUGGUUCCCUGCAGCUUGGCUUCUCAGAUCUCCACAGAUGUUCCCUGCACUUUUAUGUUUUUUUCCGCCCAGCCCUGAGGACUAGCGACUUGUUGUUAGUUUGUUUUUUUAAAGCAACCUGAGAGUCUCCGGCUUCUAACCCUGUGCACCAGAUUCUGUGAUUGCAGCUGAGAGGUGGGGAGGAGAGAGGAAGACACUCAAAUGCUUUAUCCUCCUCUAAUGUAAUGUGUAUUGCAUAUGGAGCGCAAGAAAAAAAUGACUUGCAUUCCUAAGGAGGCGUAUGCUUAGAAUUUGCCAACCAGCUUAGGCUUCAUCAUCAAAGCCUUAUGGGCAUAAACUGUUAAAUCCCUAAAUAGAAUGCCACAGGUGUUUGCAUCGUGCUAAGCCGUAGUUUAAAGGUAAAGGGGCUCCUGACCAUUAGGUCCAGUCGUGGCCGACUCUGGGGUUGCGGUGCUCAUCUCGCUUUACUGGCCGAGGGAGCCGGCGUACAGCUUCCGGGUCAUGUGGCCAGCAUGACUAAGCCACUUCUGGUGAACCAGAGCAGCGCACGGAAACGCCGUUUACCUUCCCGCUGGAGCGGUACCUAUUUAUCUACUUGCACUGGUGUGAUUUCGAACUGCUAGGUUGGCAGGAGCAGGGACCGAGCAACGGGAGCUCACCCCGUCGCGGGGAUUCGAACCGCCGACCUUCUGAUCGGCAAGUCCUAGGCUCUGUGGUUUAACCCACAGCGCCACCCGCGUCCUAAGCCAUAGUUUAGUACGAUAUAAAUCAGGCAUUUCCGAACUCAGCCCUCCAGCUGUUUUGGGACUACAGUUCCCAUCAUCCCUGACCACUGCUCCUGUUAGCUAGGGAUGAUGGGAGUUGUAGCCCCAAAACAUCUGGAGGGCCGAGUUUGGGGGUGCCUGAUGUAAAUUAACCACAGUUGACCUUGAGGCACACACAGCUGGAAGAAUUUGAGAUGUUUCGGCUUUUUGCUUAACUGUAGUUCAUCGAAUGUAAAUAUGUUGUAGUUUUGGGUUGUGAGCCGCCUUGAGAUCUGCAGGUGUAGGGGGGUAUACAAAUUUAAUAAAUGAAAUAAAUGUGGCUUCCCCAUAACCCCAACAGCAGGAUCCUAGAGCACGGCCGGUGGGGAGAUUACCCCCAGUAAAUGACCUUGGAACAGCUGCUAUCCCAGUAUCAAGUUCAUUCAGGUUUUAAUUGGAUUUUGAAUAGAUGUGCAUUUCAUUUUUACCUUUUUGAAUUGUGUUGUGUUAUCUUCCUUAGCGGGGUCGGGCAAAACCGCUAUUCUGAACUAUGCUUUUCAUAGAGGAGGGCAGGCUGACGAGUUCACGGAACCAAGAACCAAAAAGUUUGGGGAGCCGAAGUUGUUUUCUCUAACUGAUGGCAGCUCCCCAGUAUCUCAGACUUCCCUGCUGCCUUCUAACCAAUGGGGGGGGGGCAAGGCCAAAAUGGUGGCACUGGAGGUCCUCUGCCAUAGCCCUCCUUUUCUCCUCCUGACAUCCCCCCAUUUCUCUUUCUCUCCUGCAGCAAAAGGUUGUCCGCUACUUCCCCACGGAGCGGGGCCAGCCCAUGGUCCACGGCCUCCUCACCCUGGUCCUCACCAGUGUGAAGGCCACCCCGACCCACGUGGAACGCAUGAUCACGCUGCAGUUCCGAGACCAGAGCUUGAAGCGCACCGUUAUCCACCUCCAGUUCUCCUCCUGGCCGGAGCUGUAUGUGAAAUUUGUCCCAUGCAAGGAGGGCGGUGGGGAGAGGCUGAGGAUGAGGGGUGGGCCUGGCUGUGCCUCGCUUGCCUGGCCCAGCCAGAGCUGUGCUUCUCAAACUUGGGUCGCCAGCUGCCGUUGGGACUACAACUCCCAUCAUCCCUGGCUAGCAGGGCCAGGGAUGAUGGGAGUUGUAGUCCAGCAAUGUCACGGACUGGUUGGACACAGGGGGAUGGUGGGAGGAACCAGCUGGGGAGGCUCAGAGCCUAGGGAGUGGUGGCGGGACGACCAUGAGUGGUCCGUGUCAAAAGCUGAAGAGGUAACAGGGCAUAGUGAGCAGGGAGAGUCUGUGAUAGAGAGAAGCCCAGAUUUGGAGGCCGAAGCUGAAGCAGGAGGGUGGGAAGAGAAAGGCAGAAAUGAGUCAGGCUGGUGGAGAGUCACGGGUGUCUCCCACUUCUGCUGUGACAAGCUCCCCUUCCCUGCUUGUCUCCCAGGACUAGGGGAGGCAUGAAGUGGGAGGAGCAAAGGCCAGGUGCACUGGCAUAGUCUCAGAUUGCUUGGGAACAGCCCUGGAGAGCAGGAGAUUUCGGCAGCUAUGUUGCGGUGGGGAUUUUCUGUCCGCAACUGCUUCAUGGGAGCCAGACCUACCGGAGAUGGUCUUGUCUUUUCUUUUUAUUAGAUAAUACAAAGAAAAAAAGGAACGGAAAACCUGCAAUAAACAGAUGUAAAUCAGAAAUACACAGAAAUAUUUGACAGUACAUAAGUACCCCCCCCCCACCCAUGACUCUCCUCCACCAUGUCUCGAUUCCUGACCACUGGUCCUGUGAGCUAGGGAUGAUGGGAGUUGUAGUCCAACAACAUCUGGGGACCCAAGGUUGAGAACCACUGCUUUAUGUGUUAUAUUAAAUAUAUUAAAUAUUAGCAUUGCAUUCCUAAUAUAUCCAUUGGAAUUGGAUAUCUUAUAUCCAAUUCCAAAUAUCUCCCUCUCGUAUACUCUACAACCUUAAUCUAUGCAUAGCAACACACUUUUUUUUAACAGUGUUUUUCCAUGUAUUCUUUGAAGCAUUGCCAUUCUAGUUUUAAUUUUUGAUUUGACCUGUAAUCUUAUGCCUGCUGUUUGUUUUGCCAACUGUAUAUAUUCACUCAUUUUACAUAUCCAGUCAUCCUUGGGAUUGUUUCAGCUUUCCAUUUACUCAUUAGCCCUGGUGCCCCUGUGCAGGUCCUGUUUUUGCUAGGUAAAGAUAAAGGGACCCCUGACGAUUAGGUCCAGUCGUGGCCGACUAUGGGGUUGCGGCGCUCAUCUCGCUUUACUGGCAGAGGGAGCCGGCGUACAGCUUCCGGGUCAUGUGGCCAGCAUGACUAAGCCGCUUCUGGCAAACCAGAGCAGCGCACAAAAACGCCGUUUACCUUCCCGCCAGAGCAGUACCUAUUUAUCUACUUGCACUUUAACGUGCUUUUGAACUGCUAGGUUGGCGGGAGCAGGGACCGAGCAACGGGAGCUCACCCCGUCGUGGGGAUUCAAACUGCCAACCUUCUGAUCGGGAAGCCCUAGGCUCUGUGGUUUAGACCACAGUGCCACCCACUUUCCUUGUGCCACCCGUGUCCCUUCUGUGCACCCAUCCCUCCUGUGCAGUUCCUGUUUUUGCUAAUAAGGCGUUAACUCCAACUUGCAAGGCAUGAUUUACUGCUGGCUGGCUCCUGCAAAUGACAGCCGGGGACCCAAGUUCGAGAAAGACUGAACUAGAGGAACAGGGAUCAUCUGGGAGGGUAGCAGUGGAGCUGGCAAGCGGCAGCAAAAUCCUGUUUGCAAAGAUGCUUGCUUCAUUUUUCUUUCUCUCUCUCUCUCCCUCCUUCCCCUUCCUCCCUUCAGUGGCCUCCCGGACAGCAAAGGGGACCUUCUUCGCUUCAUUCAGGAGGUGCACAGCCAUUACCUCCACCAGCGGCCGCUCCACACCCCCAUCGUCGUCCAUUGCAGGUGAGUAACAGCCGGACUUGGAAAGCAGACUCGGAGCCUCGCAGUGCGUCAGACCAAUAACCCGUCGAGCCCAAAAGUGGCAGCUAUGGGGCCCCUCUGCCACGAUGGCUUCGUUGCAAGUGGCCGUGCAUUGUUGCCUGUGCCCUGCCACCUGAUAAUUGUAGCUGGAGUGCCUGAAAAAGCAGUAAGGUAAAGGUAAAGGGACCCCUGACCAUUAGAUCCAGUCGCGGACGACUCUGGGGUUGCGGCGCUCAUCUCGCUUUAUUGGCCGAGGGAGCCGGCGUACAGCUUCUGGGUCAUGUGGCCAGCAGGACUAAGCCGCGUCUGACGAACCAGAGCAGCGCACGGAAACGCUGUUCACCUUCCCACCUGAGUGGUACCUAUUUAUCUACUUGCACUUUGACGUGCUUUCGAAAUGCUAGGUGGGCAGGAGCAGGGACCGAGCAACGGGAGCUCACCCCGUCGCGGGGAUUCGAACCACCGACCUUCUGAUCGGCAAGUCCUAGGCUCUGUGGUUUAACCCACAGCGCCACCCACGUCCAGUACAGUGGUACCUCAGGUUAAGUACUUAAUUCGUUCCGGAGGUACGUUCUUAACCUGAAACUGUUCUUAACCUGAAGCACCACUUUAGCUAAUGGGGCCUCCUGCUGCUGCCACGCCGCUGGAGCACGAUUUCUGUUCUCAUCCUGAAGCAAAGUUCUUAACCUGAAGCACUAUUUCUGCGUUAGCAGAGUCUGUAACCUGAAGCGUAUGUAACCUGAAGCGUCUGUAACCCGAGGUACCACUGUAUCAAAAAGGAAAUUGUAGGGUUGGAAAAGGUUUCAGAAAAGGGUGAGCAAAAUGAUCGAGGGAACAGAGGAACAAUUGCAGCGCUUGGGACUUUCCAGAGCAGCGGUUCUCAACCUGUGGGUCCCCAGAUGUUGUUGGACUACAACUCCCAUCAUCCCUGAGCUCUGGCCUUGCUAGCUAGGGGUGAUGGGAGUUGUAGUUCAACAACAUGGUUGAGAAAGGCUGUUCUAGAAGAAAGGCAAGAAAGAGGCAACACAUCAAGACGUUUGUAAAAAUUAUGCCCUGCAUGGAGAAAGCCCAUAGUUUCUCAAACUUGGGUCUGUAGCUGUUGCUGGACUCGUUCGUCUUCUGUUCCUCUUCUGCACCGUGUUCAUCUUCUGCAUCCCCCACAGCUCUGGCGUGGGCCGCACCGGCGCCUUCUGCCUCUUGUACGCCGCCAUGCAGGAAGUGGAGGCUGGCAACAGCAUCCCGGACUUGCCCCAGCUGGUGAAGAAGAUCCGCCAGCAGAGGAAGCACAUGCUGCAGGAGAAGGUACAGGGCGCGGGGUGCAGGUGGAGCUGCAGUGGGUGACACCCAUGAGCCUUGGGUCACCUAAAAGAUAUUGGCUGGGUGCUAAGGUCCUUGGGUGUGAGCCUUGUCCAGGUCGCAUCGACAUUUGAGGCCCGGUUGCUUGGUAAGACGAGAGGGAGCCUUUUCUGUGGCCGUUCCCAUAUUGGCAAUUCCCUCCCAAUAGAGGUCUGACUGGCUCCCUCCUUGUGAUCUUUCCCCCAAGUAGGUUUAAGACCUCCCUAUUUAGAAAGACCUUCAAAACAAGUGCGCACCAUGUUGACAACUGGCCUGCAAUUGGUCUCUCAAUUGCUGGCUCUGAAUGUGUUUUAUUGUGCUAUAAAGGUAAAGGUAAAGGGACCCCUGACCAUUAGGUCCAGUCGUGGCCGACUCUGGAAUUGUGGCGCUCAUCUCGUUUUAUUGGCCAAGGGAGCUGGCGUACAGCUUCCGGGUCAUGUGGCCAGCAUGACUAAGCCGCUUCUGGCAAACCAGAGCAGCGCACAGAAAUGCCGUUUACCUUCCCGCCUGAGCGGUACCUAUUUAUCUACUUGCACUUUGACGUGCUUUUGAACUGCUAGGUUUGCAGGAGCAGGGACCGAGCAAUGGGAGCUCACCCUGUCUCAGGGAUUCGCCGACCUUCUGAUCAGCAAGUCCUAGGCUCUGUGGUUUAACCCACAGCGCCACCCGCAUCCCAGUAGGUUUAAGACCUCCCUAUUUAGACAGACCUUCAAAAACAAGCGCAGACCAUGCAGACAACUGGCCUGCAAUUGGUCUCUCAAUUGCUGGCUCUGAAUGUGUUUUAUUGUGCUGUAAACCACUCUUUUUAACUGGGUUUUGCAUUUUACAAUGAUGUUUCUCAUGGAAUCGGGGAACUGUAGCAUGGGACCAGGGACCCAAAGGGUCAUCCAGCCCAACCCCUUGCAAUGAGGCUUUUCCGAAUGCCGUAAGCCGCCUUGAGAAAAAGGCGGGUACAAAUGCAUUUAGGUGAAAUGUCUGGCCCUCAAUCCUGGCUGCUCCUCCUCUUCCAGCUCCACCUCAAGUUCUGCUACGAGUCUCUCCUGAAGCAUGCCAAGCAGGUGCUGCAGAGACACGGGGUCACGGCGCCCUCCGCCAGCAAGCCUGCCAGCAGCGCUGCCCAGAAGGUAGGGUGCAUCCGAGGGCAGGCGUGGGUGGAGAGUCCUUCCGCUAGCACAGAAACAGGAGUGGGUUGGCGAAACGUCAUAGGAGAGCGUUAAAAGAGAAGGUUUCUGGCCAUGUGCAGAGCGUCUUUUCUUUGCUCCUGUGCCCUCGCAGCUGUCUCUCCUGUAUCUGGGAUGACUCGGGCAUAGUGCUCGCUCUCAGAAAAAUCUCGCUUGGGCUUGGCUGGAUUAAUUCUGGCAAGGGGGUGCAGCAGCAGCCGUCCCUGCCGUUUUGAAAGCCCACGUUUGGUCAGUGGUUAGAAAUUUUAAAUAGUAGGAGAGGCUGUCUUAUCAAAUGCAUCCCAUGACACAAGAAAUCGCAUCUCUUUUUGGAAGACAGACUGGAAAUAAUAAUAAUAAUAAUAGUAGUAGUAGUAAUAGUAAUAGUAGCAGUAGUAGUAUUAGUAAUAAUUUAUUAUUUGUACCCCGCCCAUCUGGCUGGGUUUCCCCAGCCACUCUGGGCGGCUUCCAACAAAGAUUAAGAAUACAUUAAAAUGACACACAUUAACUUCCCUGAACAGGGCUGCCUUCAGGUGUCUUCUAAAUGUCAGGUAGUUGUUUUUCUCUUUGACAUCUGAUGAGAGGGCGGGUGCCACCACCGAGAAGGCCCUCAGCCUGGUUCCUUGUAACUUGGCUUCUCGCAAUGAGGGAACCGCCAGAAGGCCCUUGGAGCUGGACCUCAGUGUCUGGGCAGAACGAUGGGGGUGGAGACGCUCCUUCAGGUAUACAUGACCGAGGCUGUUUAGGGCUUUCAAGGUCAGCACCAACACUUUGCAUUGUGCUUGGAAACGUCCUGGGAGCCAAUGUAGGUCUUUCAAGACCUACAGCUGCCCUCAGUCACCAGUCAUUGCAUUCACUUUUGUUACUUUAUAUUUUGUGCGUUUUUAAUGUACGGUGUGAAUGCAACUUGUGUGAGGACUACGUGCCCAGAAGUUGCGCAUAAAGGCAAACUCGCAAAGGCUGAGAGCUUAAAAGCGCUUUCUGCAGUGAGAAUACCCUUCGCAGAGCUUCCUGGCUCUGGAGUCGUCCUUUCAAGCUUCUCCAGAGCUCAGUAAGCAAGGCUGUCCCUCUCUCCCCAUUUAUUUCCUCUCCAAUGAGGCAUUUGGCCAAUUUGAUAUACAAUGCCUUUUUAAAGUGUGCUACGGAGAGAGAUUUUGGGUUUGUUCUGUUCAUAUUUUUAUUAUGCAUUUUGUGGGGGGUUUUUAUUGUUAUUUUUAUAUUGUGAACUGCCCUAAGAUCUACAGAUGUAGGGCGGCAUACAAAUUUAAUAAAUAGUAAUAUUAUUUACUGACGAUCUGCAUGAAGCUGCUAUCGUGCAAGUAAAAUCAGUGUUGUAUCCUACUGUAUUUUAAGUCGCCCUAACCUGCCCUGGGACCUUAGGGUGAAAGAGAGGUGAAUAAUAAUAAUUUUAUUAGUUGCACUCCCACCCCUCUGCCUGGGUUGCCCCCAACCACUCUGGGCCAUAGCUGUCAACUUUCCCCUUUUCUUGCGAGGAAUCCAAUUCGGAAUAAGGGAAUUUCCAUUUAAAAAAGGGAAACGUAUGCUCUGGGCAUCUCCCAACAGAUAUAAAGGCGUAAAGAUCACCCCCAUCCCACAGGGCCUUGUCCAGGGACACUUGCUGCGCCCUCUAAGCUGCUCUUCCUUUCCCUCUAGCCCUAUAUCCACCAGGACCCCCAGGAUCUGGUCCUAGGUGCCGACAUGCCCAUCAGCUCCAUCCAGGCCACCAUUGCCAAGCUCAGCAUCCGGCCCCCCUUGGGAGGGGCAGAGCCCUCGUCCGCCAACGGGCAGCAGCCGGAGCCCCUGCCCUUGGCCGUCCCAGCGCCCCCUGCCGGCCCCCCUCAGACCGCCUUUGCAGAUCUCGGCUGCCCCGUUACCAGCACAGAGCCAGCCCCCACGCUCUCCCCGCCAGCCACCCCUGCCCCAGCGGCGCCCGAGGCUGCUGGGUGCUGCGCAGCCGAGAACAGCAACCAUCUGGAAGAGGAGAGUCAGGAAGAGAGCGAAGUCCCGCCGGCGCCUCCUGGCGCAGAGCCCUCUGCCGCUCCAGCCGCGGCCCCGUCCUCCUCGUCCCUGGAGCUCCUGGCCUCGCUGACCCCCGAGGCCUUCACGCUGGACAGCAGCCUCAAGGGCAGGCACAAGGUCAGCAAGCAGAGCUUCCUCCAGCCCCAGAACGGGGAAGGCCUGCGCGGCACCCGCCCCAGCGACGACCCCCUCAGCAUGCUUGACCCGCUGUGGACACUCAACAAGACAUGAGAGGAAGGAGGGCGUCACACCGACCCGAGACUGCUGCUGCUGCUGCUAACGCCACCACCGAUGCAUUUUGAGGACUAGGAACUUGGGAGGGCGAGGGAGGAAAGGUGGCUGGUUCGCACUCUCCUCAGCAUGCAGCUUUUCCAGCUCGAGACUGGCCACAGUCAGGAAGGCUCUGCUGCGCCAGGAGCCACGCAGUGCCCACUCAACUCGCGUCCUUUUUCCCCCUCUCCCGCCACUUCAGUUUCCCACCGGCUGUGUCUGAACGGCUGGAGGCGUGCAGGAAGAUUUUUCUGAGCCGGUUGUUCCUUUCUCCCACUUUGUGCCUGCCUCCAAGUGCCAUGGGAAGGAAGGACUCUGUAAGUUGGCCUUUGGAGGGGCAGGAAUCACGGGAGGCGGUUUGGACAGAGCGGGACGUGUGGUUUGAUUUUCACUGCGGACAUAAGUGGUUACCCAGCUGGAGAAGCCCCCCGAAGUGAUUUUCCCGACGAGAGGAAGGUUUUGAGACACAGCCAAGGUAACCCUGUCCUAGGUGGACUAGUUCCCGGCAUCAUCAGCUAAAGGGCUUUGACUCCCACCCCCCCCGCUGCCACCCUUGGUGUUCCCAAGGCUUUGAGAUGUAGCACUUCAGGGCUCCUACGUCCUCCUCUGCUCCUUAAACUGCCUCUGGCAAGACCCUUUUGCUCCCGUCUACUGACUUCCACUCUGAAUGGGGUAUUCAAGACCCAACCAACCCCCUUUGAGCUGGUGAGAGCCCAUUUGGGACCAAGCCGCUACGUUUGAUCGGCUUGCAUGAAAGGUGCAUGGAGUGUCUUUUUAGCUGCUAGGUGAAGGUGCAGGAGACGUGCUUUCUCAGCAGCCUCCAGAGCUGCUCCCGUGUCUUGCCGGCUCCACCUUCCGUUUCUCGUUUUGCCAGGCCAGUUGCCCUUACAUUCCAGCUAGGGAUCCCCGUCUUGGAAUUAGCUCAGAGGCCGUGUCAAGUCACCCAGCAGCCUUGGGAGUGGUGAUUGACAAGACUGAGCUGUUCCAAAUAGUUCACCAAAAACGCAGAAGUCCCUUUAUGUGGUUGAUUUGGAUCAUCAUCAGUGUGCCUGAUGGUCUUUUACAAAGGGGCAAGCGCUGUGCCCAAAAGACAGGUGUUGGCAUCAAACAUAAGGAGUAGCCCUGCAGCGCUAUGGGCAGUAAAGGAGGACUGUCCUCAGUUUAAAGGACCAUCUUCAGGAAGGCAGGAGGGUUAAGGUGGGAGAGGGGCCAGGUCUUGGUGGGUUUCUGGGUUGUUUUUUGCUUUGUACAAAUGUAGCAUUGUCGUCAUGUUUCGACUUACUCUGUAAUUUAGAACCAACUUUUUUCAGCUCUUUGCUACUAAAAUAAAUAAACGGGAGCAUUGCAGAUGGAUCCGCUGUUAGAUUUUUGUCAAAAGCGGCAGAGGGGGCUGCAUUUCAGUCUGCAAGUAUCCAAAUAUAGCAAAAUGAGUUGUGUAACUUUUUGGCGCUAAGAUAAUUAAUUUGCAGAAGUGUUUUAUGAUUGAGAAUUUUGGGGGUGGGAGUUUAGCAGCUGCUGGGCCUUAAAAUACGUUAGCAGCAUGCAAUAGAAAGCAAUGCCUUUUCUCUCGUAUCUAUUUUGGUUUGGUUUUUAAAAAAAAAACUAAGUUGCCCACAAAAAUUGUAUGCAAGGUAUACCACUUGCUUUUUAUAAGGUUUGCAUUAAAGUCAGCUACACAAAGAGAA
This is a messenger RNA of Podarcis lilfordi (Lilford's wall lizard), 54364 nucleotides long. Lineage: Eukaryota; Metazoa; Chordata; Lepidosauria; Squamata; Lacertidae. The record is from the annotation of a GenBank genome assembly.